AUGACCGUUUCGUACUCGCGUCUCGUCGCCAAUGGAAGUAGUUUCGGAUGUUUUGGCAGUAUACUUUGCAAGUGAGUAAUAGAAAGUCGUACAAUUUAUCGUAACCAUUUUUGUAUGGUCAAUUAAUAAAACCUAUGGUAUAGGUAGGUACUAGUUAGGUAUAGGUAUAAGCAGGUACUAUAAUGGACAGUGAAUUAGCGAAUAUUAAGAAAAAAAAUAUAUACAAUAUAUACAUACGUAUUAUGAUAAUAUAUUAAACCGGAGACAUGCACGGUCGACAUAACGUUUCGUACUCGUAUUAGUAUUCGGCGGACAAUUUAAUAUUAUUUUCUGGAAAUCGAAUGCGAUGUCUAUUGGUGUUGCACCUCAUAAUAAUAAUCAUUAAUAAUCAUAUUUUGUUCAUAUCACAGCUAUAACACAUUAUGAUUACACAUGUAAACAUUUCGUGCCCAGUCAAACAAUUCUGGUGGGUUUCCGGAUCUUAACUUAAAAACAUGAAAAUUCUUUUUAAACAUUUUAUGUACGGUACAUUUUUGUAAUAGGUACAACACACAUUUUUAAAUGAUCAUACGAUACCUGUACGUUUUAUAAUGAUUUAAAAACUGGUUAAUAUUAUUAUUUCAACGUUUAUUCAAUAUUAUAUAGACAUAGGUAUUUCGGGCAAUGAUUUUGAAAAUUGAUUCUUAAUCAUAACCUUUAUAAACCUUACGUGAAUUUGCGUUUAGGAAAUGAAAUGGUUUAAAUUAUAUUACAAUUAAAAUACCGUACGUAAAUCGAACAUAGCAACUAUACAACUACACAAAUUUGGAUUUUCUAGAUAAUACCUAUGCCUCUAACUGUUCUAUUAUAUACAGGGGCGGAGUGGCUCGAAAAUUCUUACCGGGCAAAUACUUUAUCCAGACUACUUCAAUUUUUACCAUUUUUGAUAAUAUAUUGAGAGUUGUUACAAUUUUUGUUUAAUGUAUAAACACAUUUUUGGAUCAUACAUUUGUAAAAACUUGCAUCACCCAAUUAACAUCAUUAGCAUCCCUUCCAUAUUAUCCACUAUACAUAUAUUUUUUUAAGGCAAAACAUUUUAGCCAAACACAGAAUACCUUUAAUAAUUUUAUGUCAGCCACUUUUUAGGGGUUGAAUUUCUAGAUAAAAAAAUAGACUGUAAUUGCCCUUUUGUUUUAAAUAUCAAGUGUGAAAAGUUUCAUCUAGAUCGGAAUAAAAUUAUAGAUUUAUAUUAAAAGCAAACAAAAAUCGAUUGAAUCGACGAUUUUAUAUUUAUAUACGAAAUUUGUCAAUGACGAAUAGUUUAUGCAAUUUUUUUUACAUUAAACAUGAUUAAUGGAUCAAUGGUUGUUCUUUAGCCGCCUCCACCCUCUUAGGUGUGCUAUUAAUAAUGAUAUAACUAUUUUCCAAUAUUUUAAGUUUUAAUCUACAUUAGAGAAUUUUAAACAUACAAUCAAAAAUAAAUAUUAUUUCAUUAAAUUUUGACGGUAGAUAAUUUACAACUUCUUGAGGAUAAAUAUGUAAAAAAAAUUAUAAGCAUAUAAAAUAUUUAAAUGAUUUCCUAAAUACACCAACUAGACAAAAUUGGUUAUCAAAAACCAUCCUUAAAGUUGACGAACGGAGUAUGAUUUCUGAAAAAAAAAUGGUUUACAGAUAGAAAAACAAAAUAAAUAAUAAAUCUAAAACACACACACACACAUCAUGGAAAACCAAUAAAUGUUUUGCUUCACGUUUAAAAUCUAAAAAUGCCUAGUAAAUGCGGUAAAAAUACCGCAUCUCGUUUUUCGCUUGAUUUCCCUUCGUUUUUUGUCACUUUUAGUACUAUUAAGUUAAUACAAACUAAAAUACCUUACUAAAAUAAUAAUAUUACGUAAUAGUAAAUACCUAGUCUUUUAAUAUUGUAUGAAUGUAUGAGAUUGAUGAAGAAAUGCUUUUAAAAUUAACAAUUAUUACAAUUAAAUCAGAUUUGAUUAUAAAUAUUUACCAGUACCUAUCGGAAUUCCUUCUGUGCAAUUAGUAGGUAGGUAAGUAGGUAGGUAGUGUAGUUAGGUAUAUCGUGCAAUAAAGUAUACGUUUAUUAUGAUUCCAAUAUAAAUAAAUACAAAUUGACAUUUGAGUUCUUUAUCUUUUAAAAAUAAUUUUAUUAGCAAACAUUUAUUUUUAAAUAGCAAAAUAUAACUAUUAAUUUUGAAUGCUUCGGACCACCCAUAAGCCAGGCCGCCGGGCAUUUGUCUGGUUACCCGGUUGGCCAUUCCGCUCUUGAUUAUAUAGAUUGGUAUUGUACGAUUUUUAACUCGAUAAAACUUUGUUCGCAUAUAUUAUAUGAGCAUAAAUUUAACUUAAUACUGUAUCAACAUUAGGAAGAAAACUUAAAUUUUAAAAAUAUUUUCAGCGUUUUCGGUCACCAUCUAUUUUAACAAAACGUUUUAUUGCAAAUCUUUGACGAGUUGGUUUAUUAUCUAUUCUCCAUUCAUGACAUAAUAAUUAGAUUUAUCGCAUACAAUUAUCGAAAUCCCCACUUAGUUCUUCAGUGGAAAUAAUUUAUCGGGAACAUAUUUUAUCAAACAAUAAUAUUUGAUACCUAAAUAACAAAAAUGAUGUUAUCUUACUUAGUGGUCUAUAUUGUGUACACAAUACAAUUAUUCUUAUCAGACAUUUUCAAAUUUUUAAUGAUUAUGAUUUUAUUAGUUUUCGAAAAUAUACACUCUAUAACCAAAAUAUCUAAAACUUCAUAUGAUUUUCUAGCUUAAAUACUCAAUUUUCAAGUUUGUCUCGUUUAGUUUACUGCUUAGUGAACUAGUUGGUGUCCUAAGUCGAACCUUUAUUUAAUCGUUAAAAUACCACGCAAAGUAAAAACAAAGGAGAAAGAAAUAAAAAAUGCCCUGACGGGUAGGCCACAUUUUGAAGUAGAAAAUUGCGUAGUGGUGCCAUAAAUUAUAAUGCAUAAGAACAAAACCUAAUACAUAAUUAUGGCAUUAUUUUAAUUAUGUUUCUUCUUACUUCUUACUUCUAACGAUUUUGGGUGGCACUUAAUAUUUCCAAAUUGUGGAGUGGGCCUUUUUGACUCAGUUCGUCAUUGAUGUACUUUAAAUUAUUGCUACAUAGUUCAAUCUAUAGUGUAUGAUCUAUGACUGUAACUCUUCAAAAAAUAUCAUAGAUAACGUAUUAACUAAAAUUAUUUUUGAUAAAUGACGUAGAUAAAUACCUUAUAUCAUAUACUAUGGAUGAAGCCAUGUUCAGAUAAUUCGAAGCCCAUAUAAACAACAUUAUUUGUGUAUUGAACAAAGAAUUUCCUGAUGAGAAGUGUGAAUUGCGCAUGCAAGAGUAUACUCGUUGCAUAGGUAUUUAAUAUUCCAAAUAAUAUUAUAGUACUCGCAAGUGCACACCGCGCCUCUUAGCAGAUGACUGGUCGCUUAUAAUAUGUAUUUAUUUACACGGGUGAGAUAAGCUGUGGCUUCACUAAGAUUGUAUAUACAUAAUCCAAGGUCACAAAUAUAUAAUAAGAAGAACUUGUGAUAUUAUGUGAAGUUUUCAUUCCGCCAUUUAAUUCAAGGCCCAUGAGCCUUAUCAUACACUUUUACUACUGAUGACUGUUAUAUACGUGUAGUAUAAGAACAAACACGAUAUUGAUCACCACGAAAUAAUAAAAAAGAUAGAUUUAACAGUUAUUAUAUUAUUAAAAAAUAAAUAGAUGAUAACACUUACGGGUUAAAAAAAAAAUCGGUCAUUGGUGGCUUCAAGCAACUACACGGACAGUAAAUAUAGUAGUUAGCUAUCUAGUAAUAUUUGUAUCUAAUUAUAAUAUAUAAUAUGAUAAAUAAAUGCUUUUCAUGGAAAAACAACAAAUAUUUCUUUUCUUCCAGAGGACCCUUUUUGCUUAUUGAAUAUUACUGGCUACUGUGACUUCUCUUGAGUACGCCUCUUUUCGUAGAUUCUCAAUAACCUCCUUGGUUUUGAUGUAAUCGAUAUUUUUGAAAAAUAUUCGUGUGGUGGCGAUUUUGUAAUGACCCUAAAGAAGAGUAACUUGAUUAGCUUUUUGAGGAAGUUGGAGAGGAUUUUUAUUUCGUUUGAUGACUACGUAAUGAUAUGAGUAAUGCUUAUUAUCAUGAUAAUAUAAUAAACAGUUUUAAUAUAAACAUUUAUCAUAUAAAAAAGUUCCUGGCAAACCUGAAUUUAGAUUCGUUUUUGAUUUUUGACAUUUCCCAAUAUUUACGGAAUAUACUAUGGCUGUUACUUGGUGCAAAUGCACCGGUAUUUGUAGUUUUUCAGUUAUAAUAUAUUGGCAUGAGUCAUGUAAAAUGUUGUAUUUAUCUGCUAACUGAUAUUCUGUAAUCACGAAAAAUCCUCUUCAACCAUCUCCUCCCGUCCAAAAAAAAUCAUAUAUAUAAUUUACAGAUAUGGUUAAGCGAAUUCACAGAAACCGUGAUAUUAAUUCUAUUGCUCUCUGACGCUUUGUUAGUGCAUAAUUUAAAUAGUCUCGGUAUUUUUUGAUCACUGAUCAUCAUUGUUUUAUAUUUUACACAUUAUUAGUUACAUUUAUUUAACAUAUAGCUAUUUAUCAACAACACAAGUUUACUUUGUAAUUUAAAUAUAAAUUAUAAAUGUAUUUAGUUUUUUGGCACAAAAAUUAAAAAAAAAAAAACAAUUUAUAGGUAAUUUUUAAUUUCCUCAAUUCUAAAUGUUUUAUUCAAAGUGGAGGUUAUUUAAAAUAGUCGGGGUACAUAAAUAGUUUUCACAGUUUACAUAACCAUCGGUGGAGCAUCAGCUAGUAGUAAUUUCUUUCAUUGCUUAUUAAAUUAUAAAAUGUAUACUGAUAAUAUUAAACAAUAUUUCGAACGACGUAGUGGCGUAAUUAUUAUUUUUUAAUUAUACGGCUCAUAGUAAUUACCUCCAAGGUUCUACCACCACCAAUGUGUAAUUGUUUUUACUUAUUAUUAAACUAAUAAUGCGAAUAUAAAGGGUCAUGGAAGACGAAGGGGCACUUUUAUUCUUGGUCAUUUAAUUUUUUACCAUCGUAAAAAAAAAUGAUUAUUAUUUAGUGUCUUUUUAAACGCGUACGAUUAUUAUUAUUGUUUUGCGUCACAAAGAGUUAUUAUUCAAGUAUAACAGAUAUUAUAAUAUAAAUGCACGCAUUAAUGAUCAAACGAGAUGCUAAUCAUUUGGUAUUCUUAUUUCCGGCACGUCCAACUUCAUAUAAGUAUAAUGUUUGAACAUUUCAUAAAAACUUCAUUGGUUUGAGAUUUAAAAUUUUUAUUUGUAUCUUUGAUGAAUAGAUAUUCAUCGUUUAUAUUAUCAGUUGUAUCAAUGUAUAUUACUGAAUCAUUAACACACAUAACACUUUAUAAAUAAUCGAUGCCUGGAUUUUAUGUCAGUAAUAGGUAAAAAAUCUAACGAAUCCAAUUUUCACCAAACAUUUUCUUAUUUCUAUGCAAAUUGUUUAAAUCUUAAAAUUUCCUACAUUUAUAAACUGAGUUAGACAAUAAAACUAACUUAAAUAAUAUUGUUCUAUGAUCUCAUAAAACAUAUUUAACUACUUGAAUCAAGAACCUUCUCAACUUCUCCCCUACUGCAGUAUACAUUUUUAAAAUUUUAAAUUCAGAAUUGAGCAAAUGAUAUACUGGUUUUAUUAUAAUGUGGGUUUUGUUUUUGUCUGUAAACAAUAUUUGGAACAGAAAACUCCGAGGUAUCAAGAGUAGUACCUUUUCUGAAAGGAAAUAUUAUCUAGUUGAUGCAUUAAAGAGGUUAUUUUUGAUUUUUCAACUUGUUUUCAAAAUAAUUGAGAUUUUAUUGAGACGGUAUUUUUGUUAGGUAAAUAAAUUUAUCCACAGAGUAUCUGCCAAAUAAAAAUCCAUAAAAUGAAAAUGCCUGUAGCUCAAAAAUCGUUUACAUUUUCUGAAAUUUAAAAUCUCUACAAAUAUUUUUAAUUGAGUUACAAUAACAAACAACAUUGAAAAUAAUGAAACAAUAAAACCAUUAUUUCUAUCAAAUUUAUCAAAUAUCAAAUUUUGAUAUUAAAUUCGUCAAUAUCAAAUAUUAUAAUUAAUAUUUGUUGAUAUUAAAUAGUGAAUAUUAUGAUUUUUCAAAAUGUAUAUAUCCGUACUUUGCGCUGAAUCGUUUUCCGUUAGUAAUGGUUUAUCGUUGUUUAUAGAUGUAAAUUAAAUAAUAUUAAAAAAUAUAAAUAUUAUUAAAUAAAUAUAAAUAAAUCAAAAAAUUUGGUCGGGUGACCCCAAGUUUGGUACUACUGGUGGUAACACCCAUCCCCAGCUCUUUUUUAGCUCGAUUUUAUAUUUUCAUGAGCGGGCAUAAUUCUGAGCGAAUCCAGGAAUGUAUUGGUUUUACAAUGAUGUUUAUUUUAUUUUUAUUUUUAUCUGUGCAUAACUUUUCUACCAUAUAUCCUAUUUCGAUUUUCAAGUGUAGUUGCUUUUCUGAAAGGAAAUUUUAUUUGAGUGAUUUUUCUAAGAAGUUACUAUAUUAAUUAAACAAAUAUUCAUAGACUUGACAUUUUUACAAAACACUUAUAUUUGCUUUUUCUGGAUGUGGUAACAUUUUUUAAACCAUUUUUGAGCCAUUUAUAAAUAUUUUAAUUUUGAAAAUUUUUUACGUAAUCUUUAUUUAGUUGGUACUCUGUGGAUAAAUUGUUAGACCAAACAAAAAUUCUUGAAAAUUCAUCAGGAGGUUCAUUAUAAGUCAUACUUUUGGGUCAAAAAGAAUUUUAAUAUCAAUUUUUGACGAAAAUCAAAAAUAUUACGGCUUUAAAAAUAUGUACGACUGAACUCUGCUCAGAAUCGUUUUUCAUUAACAAUGAUUAAUCGUUGCGUUCAGAUAUAAAUUAAAUUCCCCUUUAUACUCUUUUAACUUCUCACCUGCAACAGUGGCCCACCGAUCGUACGAAGUAUAUUAGUCAUUUUUUUUACCUAUCAAAAGAUAAUAUGUGAACGUUAUUUUAUAUUUAUAGAGCUUUUUAUUAUUAAAUGUACAUAAUUAUAAGCAUUUAAUUUAAAAAUGUAAAUUUAAAUAUGUACAUUUAUUAUUUUUUAUGGAAAAAUGAACUGCAUUAUAACUCGUAACUUUCUUUUUCAUUUGUCAAAAAAUUUAUUCUCGUGUGACCUAUGAGCUCUUCGCGUACCACAGGUUGAGAAUUGCUGAACUAUUUAAUAUUUCUUUUCAGAAAAGGUACUGCACUUGAUACGUCGAAGUAAGUUUUCUACUUGAAAAGUUGUUUACAGACAGAAAAAAAUACACACAUCAUAGUAAAAUGAAUGGAUCCAUCGCUAUGCUUCGAAUCUAAAAAACAAAAAUCAAUAUUUCACAAUUACUUUGUGAAACGUUCAGUGGAGAGGGAAAUAUUUCUAACUUCAAUCACUAUAUGUCAAAAAAUUAUUUCAAUUCAAUUACGAACAAACGUACAAUAACAUUACACUUAACUGCUGCGAUGCCCGACGAGGACGCGUUUGUCCUCACGGUAUUCAUGACUUCUAUUGCCAUGAUGUUAUAUAGUAUUAUAUAGCUGUAUAAGUUAUAUUUGUAUUGCGUUAAUAGUUCGUUGAAAAUUCGGUAUUCUAGGUUAGGUACAGUGCAAACUAUUAAUCGCUUUAAUUAUGCUAUUAUACGUGAUUUAAGUAUGUAGGUAAGGUAACUAUAUAUUAUUAUAAUAAUAUAUUAUUGCGAAUACUGCAGCAAUCAAGGACGUAUCGGCAAAAAUUUCUAAUACCCUCGAACGCGUUGUAAAUAACUGCUAUAGUAAUGGUAUAAUAUAUUAUAAGAGGUACGUAUACGUUUGUUUCGAAUCGCUAACGUGUUUCUAGACGAUCUUCGUGAUGUUAUUCUUACACAAUGAUUAUGAGGUAUUAUUGUAUGAUAAUAUUAUAUUAUAUUAUUACGGUGAGGUAAAAUUUGUCCCCUAAAACCAAUUAUAGUCGAUAUUUUAGAUACCGAGUUGUAAUGUUGUGCUCACACAACAUAUCUAUGUACAAUUUAUUAUUUAUACAAUUAUAACAAUGUAACUAAAAGAUUCAAAUGCAGCUGAGUACUUGGUAUUCUCUAUACUGAAAAUAAUAAUAGUUUAAUAAACACAACAGAGCAUCCGCUGUUCGAGGGAAAUAUAUAUUAUGCUUCCAUAGUUGCAAUCUGGGUAUUCUUAAAAUUUCCAUACAACACCCCUUUUAAGUAUAAUUUUAUGAUUACCUAGUUAUCUUCUAUCGACACCGAUACGAAGGCCAACGGGCCCGUUUUAAACUUACAAAUAAUAACAGUUUUUCCAUUGUUUAAGAAGGAUCCAUAUACGUACCAUUUAUUACUUCAUUAGAAAUAUUUCAAUACGAAUCAAAUAAAAUAAAUUAUACGACGUCUGUAAAAUUAUAUCACUGUCAUUUCAAAUUUCAAUAAAAAAAAUGUUUAUGUUCAAAGUUUUCGGAGUGGUGAUAAUGAUUAUUUUUUUAUGAUAAUAUUUCGAUAAGCUUUUGAUAAACACGAACCACCCCGAAAGUUUUUACUUUUAUGAAUUUGCGAUUUUUAUUAAUUGGAGUGUAAUUCUAAACGAUAGUCUGAUAUUAGAUAACUGUUUAUGCUAUUGUUCGGACAAAAAAUGAAUUUUAACGUAUCAAUUAAAAGUGUGUGAUUCUGAACAGUUGAUCCUUUAAGAAUACUUACUAAACAAAAGGAAAAAGUGUGCGGAAAUUGCUUAUAGAGAGUGUGCGGCUAUGAACAAUGCCCAAUAUACUAAUACAAAUUGUUUACCUUCAUUAUGUAUUACAAAUUGUAGUUUACAAUUUAUUAAACAAAAUUUAAAACAUUAGAUAAAAAAUCAUUGAUAAUAUUUGUAUAAUAUACUGAAAUUUUAAUAUUAAAUCAGUGUCAUAGUUUUUAAUUUGAGUAUCAAAAAUAUUUUUCUUUUUUAAAUCAGAAACUAAAAAAGGUCGUUUUUAAAUUUAAAAAAGAAAAUCAUAAUAACACAAAAUCACAUAUCAUAUCUAAGAUAAUAUAGUUAAUAAAUAUUAAUUUGAUAACUUUUGGCAGUGACCUAGUACACUUUGUGAUUAUUAUUAUAAUUGUCAAUUAUCACGCACUUAUUCAACUUUCAUUUGCCAUUUGUUUUUAGACAUUCUCGUUAAAAAUUGUUUUGGAGGCUGAUUCAAUAGUAAAUGGGGUAGUAAUAAAUUUAUCUGAUAUUGGGAUGAGCCAAUUCAACGGUCGAUUAAUAGUAUAUACGAGGGCUAAUCAAAAAGUAUCGAGACUGAUAAUAUUACUCGGAAACCGAGCGUUGAAGAGCAAAAAGAUUUGUAAACCUAGCUUCUAUGACUUAUACUGAGCAUAUCUAUUCGUAUAAAAUCUCUAUAAACUUCUUUGUUUUGAUUUGACGAUAUUUUUCUAAAAUUUGUUUUUCACGUUUGGCGAUUUCUAAAUGAAUCCAAAAGAAGCUGAACUCGCUGCCAUUUGAGNUCGAGACUGAUAAUAUUACUCGGAAACCGAGCGUUGAAGAGCAAAACGAUUUGUAAACCUAGCUUCUAUGACUUAUACUGAGCACAUCUAUUCGUAUAAAAUCUCUAUAAACUUCUUUGUUUUGAUUUGACGAUAUUUUUCUAAAAUUUGUUUUUCACGUUUGGCGAUUUCGUAAUGAAUCUAAAAGAAGCGGAACUCGCUGCCACUCGAGGUCACAUUUUCAGUUUUUCAAUUGAUAUUUAAUGGCAAAAACCAUGAAAUAUUGCAUCCCUCUGAAGCUGGAAAAAAAUGCAGACAAAUUUUCUAAAAUCUCCAAAUCUGAUAAGUUAUUCUUCUUUUGGGUUUAUUACAAAACCGCCAAACUCGAAAAAUAUAUUUUACAAAAAUAUCAGUGAAAUCAAACCGAAGAAUUUUAUAGAGAAGCAAUAAAAACAAAUGUACUCAGAAAAGUCAUAGAAGCAAGUGAUACCAAUUCUACUGCUCUUCGAUGCUCCUUUUCUGAAUGAUACUACCAGUAUUGAUACUUUUUGAUUAGCCCUCGUAUACGGCCGACGAUCACCACCUACACCUAUAUAUAAUUAAGGUAAUAAUAUCGAACCUGUUGCAAGACACUGUCGAUCGGGAAUCUCCUUGAAAAUUAGUUUUCUAGACACGUGUGCUCAAAUAGUACGUAUAUGUAUAAUGUAUAUAAUAUAUAUAUAUAGUUGUACUGUAUAAUAUGCGUUUGUACAAAACUGCAGCUGUAAACUACGCCCUUUUCGAAGCUUUUGUGUGUUCUGUUCGAAUAUACAAUAGUGGCAUUGUUAAACGCGUGAAUUACUGUUGAAUUUUUUCUUCUUUUUCUUUACUCGGUGAAACAUGUGAGUUUGUGUCUGGUAUGAUGACGUGAUGACCUACUGUGUUAUUAGUCGGAGACACAAACAAAUAAGUACCUACCUAGCUACAGUAUCCUACGCGUUAUUAUACUUAAAUACACGUACAAAAAUUACGAAGCCUCCUAGUUUUACAGAGUUGAAAUAAAAUAUUUAUAUUGAUAUAAAUAUUACUUAAAUUUGAUUUCUAUACUGUUUAAACGACGACGGUAAUAAGUAUAAAACUCAUCGAAAAAUUCAUCGUAUUUUAUACAAUUUUAAGUACACGGAUAGAUGAGAAAUUCACUUAAUCGAUAUGGUAUACAUUUAAAAAGAAAAUUAUAAUAUUUUUCUUUGGCAAUUAUAGUUUCUUAUAAAAUAAUAUGGAAAGAUUGAAAUUCAAUUAUGAUUAUAAUACCAAACUAAUUUUGUCUUAAUUUUCCAUAAUUCUAGUUUGAUCACAAGUUUGAUACUCGUUUAUAGUCGUUUAAUGGGUAUAGUGUAUACCUAUAACAUAUUACCAAUAGCCAUAUUAGUAUAAUAUACAAAUAAUGCCUUCCUCAUAUAGCGUAUCUACAACUAUCAUUAAUUUUAUUAUAAUAUACAAUUGUGUCAUUAUAUUUUAAAAAUUGGAAACGGUUUUUCAGUCGUCGAGAGGUAGAAACUAUUUACUAGAAAGACAAGUACACCUUCUAUCUUUAUUUAACCCGUUUGACGGCAGGUAAAUAUGGUUAUAAUACUGACAAGUACUCAAGAAUCGAACAUACCAGGGAACAACAAAUUACUUUUAGUGGCACAAAGAGGUGAAACUCGGAUUUAAUACACUUCACAAAGCCCAGCAAUUUAAGAGCUCUCCAACAUGAAGACUCAAUGUGUGGGUGAAAUUCAAGAGUAGAUGUUAAGGUUACCCAGGUCUUUCAGUCGGUUAACAGAAUUAACAGCCAAUCCAUUUAUAGUGUAUGGGCACUUAAUUAAUGAGUGGUCCCUGUCGAUGGCAUACACUUCCCAGUAUUGAAGUGCAAAUCAAUUAAAUCUAACCAAUUCACUAAACAAUUGAGAUCUUUUUAGAGGAUAUGGUAGUCAAAUAAGUUAUAUUUAUAUAAUAUAAUAUAUUUUUACUUAAAAGAGUAUAACUACUUAGUUAUACUCCAAAAUGAUUUCAAAUUGUCCUCGAAGACAAAAAAUCUUACAUCCAGGUAAUAUAUUUUGUGUAUAAUUGAUAAAUAGCAUGAACAGUAUGGGAGAUAAAGUGAGUUACCCUUGGGGCACCCAGAUGGAACCAUAGGUGACGACUGACGAAUUCCCAUGAAUUUCAACCCAUUGAACUCUAUAAGUAUAUUUCAUAGAUAUGAUCUAAUCCAAGACAAUGGUUCGCAAAAUCUGGAUUUAUACAAUAUUUCAUCUAAGAUAUUGUGGUUAACACUGCCAAACACUUUCUUAAAAUCAUUAAAUAUGACAUCUACUUGCAUGUUCUUUUCAAAACACUCGAGAAAAAAAAGUUUUGAACGUGAAGAAAUUUGUCAGCGUGGAGCGGUCAGGUCUAAAGCUAUUAUUAUUAUUAUUAUAAAAUAUUUAUGCUAUUUAUAUUCAUUUUAUGAUACACAAAUAUCCAGUAGAAUCAACAUGUAACAAUGUUCGGCGGGUUCGAUAGCCGGUGAAAUCAACUUAUACAAAUUUAUUAUCGGCUUUAAUAUUAUUACGGUGGAAUGUUGAGUAUGACUCAACGUCUAUUACAUACUAGGCUAGGUUGCCUAGUACUAAAACCGCUAGAAAGAGAUGGCCAAUACCACCUGCAGGCUAUGUAUGAUAGGACUUAAUCUAUAUGCUAUCUCUUUAAAUACAAAUAUUGUAACUUAUCGUUGUUGUUAAACUUUUCUCAAGUAUUAAUAGGUAUUGUUGGUAUUCUAUUUUAUGUGCUUUAUAUCAUAACAAUAUUGACCUUUUUUCUCUCUCUCUCUCUUUCUCCUUCUCUGCUUUAGGUAUAUUUCUUUAUAUAGGUCUACAGCGUAGUGUUUUUACCCUUAAAAUUGUAAUAAUUAUAUUUUAUUAUAUUCAAACAAUUCCAAUUGCAAAAGUAUAAUAUAAAAAGUUAUUAUUGUUUACGAGUUUCUAAAAUUCUUCAUAAACAGCAAAUAAUAAUAUAGUGAAAAUAGUGGAAUUGUAGGAUUGUACAAUUAUAGAACUGUUAUUACAAGUUUCAAUUUUGAGAAAUCACGUGUGCUCGAGUAUAGAUAUGCUAUUGGUUGCAAAAUUCAUUGUUUUUUUUUUUUUUUUAAGUGCCUUCAUUUUUCAGUUUCGCACGAAAUAAAUAUUUUUAAACAGUCGAACAAUUUUUAAAUUUUAAAUAAGCACUUGCAAAUUUGGGGUGUUAUGUCUUUGUAGAAUCACUGUAUUAUAAAAUGAUUACUUGUGCCCAAAAUUAAAUGCACAAAAAACGUACAAAAUAUGUGUGCAUUUAUGCACUGAUUGUCAUUAAAAUAUGCACUUGAAAUAUGCAAAAUAUUCAAAAAAAAUGAUUACAACGACUUGUCUCGAUCGAAGUAUCUUUAUAUAAAAGUUAUUAGAUGAUAUAAGAAAACAAAUUCUUUACGAACUAUAGGUAUAUAUGUAGGUAAAUUAAUGAACAAUAGUAAAACAAAUGGGUUUGAAAUACUUAGGUAUUCAACUAUAAUGCAAUGAAAAAUCGUAAAAUACAGAAAUAUGCAGUACACAUCAAAAAAAAAAGACGGACAUACUUCGCACGAUGGGUGCAGCACUGCAGCCACUGUUGUUUGUAAGAAGUUGAUAAUGUAGAAUAAAGAGGGGAAAUUAAUUUGUAUCUGUAAACCAGUGGAAUAGCCAGGAUUUUUUUAAGGGGUGUGUUUUAAUUUUAGGUUUACAUGUAACUUUGUAAUUUAAUUAUGCGCAUGUAACACACAUGUACAUUUGUCAACAAUAUGUAUGUCAUAGGUACUAUGGUAAAAUAAUUAAGACAUUAUACAUUUUUUUUAGUAAUAUUUGUUUAAUAUCGUACCGAUUUUCCCAAAUUUUUUCCCGGUUUUUCACAUUUGUUGGGAAAACUCCUAGGAAAAUCGAAGAAUGAACUCUCUAAAGUACUUUUCUAGUCAGAUUUUAUUUCAGAAAAAGUGAUAAUAUUAUAUUAACACUAUAAAUUGGAGCGAAAUUGUAGAAAAGUUGUUCACAGAAAAAAAAGGCCAUAAUAUUUUUUUUAACUAAUAUCUACAUUUUUUACAUUUUUCCGUUUCAUCCGAUUUAUUGAGAAAAUUCCCGAGGAAAUUGAUAAAGUAUCUCCCCAGUCCGAUUUUCUUCAGAAAAAUCGCUACACUUAAAAAUCGGAGCAAUAUUUCUGGUAGAAUUUUUGUACGCAGUAUAAAAAUAAACAUCUUAGUAAAGUCAAUACAUUUUUCGUUGGACUCAGAAUCUGAAAUAAAACAUUUUAUUUUGGAUCUAUUAACUAUCAUUCAAAUUUGUAGUUUAUCUAGCUACUUUUUGGUCUGUUAAAAAUAAAAACAUGCAAAUUCAUAUACAUCCGAGCUCUAAUGAUUACAAAUAAUCGGAACAAAUAACAUAAUAAUAAUAUUAAUAUUUUCUAUUCUAACAUUGAUUAUGUUACAAAUGAAUUUGUUCCCAAAAUUCGUUAAUAUGAAUAAAAUCAUCCUUUAUGGUUUAGUAAUGAGUUACAAUUAUUAAUCAAACAAAAGCAAAAUACUCAUUAAAUUUUUAAAACCUUAAAUGCCACUGAAUUUUAUUUAAAAUUAUUUUUUCUUCGUAAUAAAUGUAAAUUUAUACGAAGCCGUGAUUAUAGAAAUUAUAUUAAUAACGUUCAACGUUAAUGGCAAUCCUAAAUAUUUUCCGAAGUUUUAUAAAUCUAAAAAAUCACUAUAAUAACUUCCUGCAUUUAUGUCAUACCAUGAUAAGGAAGCCAAUACUGGUGACGGUAUUGUUAACUUAUUUAAACUUCAUUUUUAUAAUGCUUAUAAACUGCAUUCGUUAAAACAUCUUCCUAAUAAGUGUUCAAAUAACUCUUUAGCUUCCCUAAAUAUUGUACAUAUUAUUUUAUUAGACGUUAUUGACGAACUAUGGUUUGUUAAUUUAUAUACUUCUAUAAUAGUCCUAAUGGAAUUUCUGCUUUAUUUUUGGAGGAAUGUUCGUUCGUUCUAUCCCCAGUUAUUAUUUAUUUAUUUAAUACUUCUUUAAAUUCAAACAUAUUAACAGAUAAAUGAAAGUUUUCUUAUAUAACGCUUACUUUUAAUAAAGGUGAUAAAUUUGUUGUUACUAAUUACCGUCCAAUAUCUAUAAUCUCUAUACUCUCCAAAUUAUUCUCAAAGUUAGUCAAUAAGAAAAUGUUGACUCUUUGUGAGUGUGUUAUUUCAAAUGAACAGCAUGGAUUUCGAAAGGGCCGAUUAGCAGUUAUAAAUCUAUGUAUUUUCAAGCAGUCUAUCAUGAUUAUACAUUUGAUGAUAAAGCACAGUUAGAUGUGAUACAUACAGAUUUUAAAAAGGUUUUCGAUACUGUACACUAUUUUCUUUUAAUCUCUAAACUAGAAUUGUAUGGUUUUGGUUACCAUAUUAAUACUUUUUUGACAAAUCGAGUUCAAACUGUGAAAUAUGAGAACCACAUAUUUAAUAUUAUUAAUGUAUCCUCUAGCGUUCCACAGGGUGACCAUUUGUCAACAUUAUUAUUUUUUAUUUUUCUUAAUGUUAUAAUUUAAGUUAUAAUAAAUUAAAAUUGGUAAUUAUCUGCAGAUGAUACUAAACUCAUAAAUCUACUCUAUAAAAAUACCCAACUAAAUUAAUACAAAAAUUAAAUGUUAGAUACUGUGAAAUUACUCCAAUCUUAAUAAUUUGCAUUGGUAGUGUAUUGAAAAUUGUAUGAUAUUGAAUAUUGAAAAAAACGUCUUAGGAUAAUGGGGACGGGUGCAGCCACUGUUAUAGAUAAUUUAAUGUAUACCUAACGAUAAACCAUUGCUUACGAAAAAACGAUUUUGAGUGAAGUUCAGUUGAUAGUAAUGCUUUGUCAACAAUAUAUAUGUAAUUUUAUAUUAAAAAAUAAUUAAAUAGGCUUUAUAUAUUUUCUUUAGACAUUUUUGAUUAAUGUUGUACCGAUUUUCUCAAUUUUUCUGAAUUUGUUUUCGGUUUUCCAAUGUUUUUUCCGGUUUUUUACAUUUUCUGGGAAAACUCCUGACAAAAUCGAAAAAUGACCUCUCUAAGGUACCUUAUCAGUGAAAUUUCCUUUUAGAAACAUUGCGAUCAAUAUAAGUUAGAGCAAAAUUGUUACUAGAAUAGUUGUGCACAGAAAAAAAGAAGGCCGUACCUAAUAUAAUUGAAUUAAUGUAUACAUUUUUAUAUUUUCCCAUUGUUUUUCGUUUUUUCAAAUUUUAUGAGAAAAUCGGAAAAUGACCUUUCCAAAAGGAAAAUUGACUUCCUUAAAGUAUCUCCUCACACCGAUUUCCUUUUAGAUAAGGUGCUACACAUAGAAAUCCGAGCAAAUCUUCCGGUAGAAAAGUUGUUAACAGAUAAAAAAAAAAUAAAUAAAUAAAUAUCUUUGUAAAACUAUAUGCUUCAUCGUUCCACUCAGUAUUUAGAAUGUACCUCUAUUUCUUUUUUUUAGAAGAAAAAUAGUUUUCUCAACAAAUUUGGAAACCCGAAAAAAAAAUGGGAAAAUGUAAGAAAUGGAGGCAUUAGUUAAAAUAUAUUUUUUUUUCUGUGCACAACUUUUGCUCUAACUUUUAAUGAUAGCAAUGUAUCUAAAAGGAAAUUUUUCUAGUGAGGUAUUUUAAAUAGGUCAUAUUUUAAGUUUCUGAAGAGUUUUCCCAGCAAAUGUGAACAAUUGUGAUAAAACGUAGGAAAAAUGGGAAAAUUGGUACAACAUUAAACAAAUAUUGUUAAAGAAAAUAAAUGAAGCCUAUUUAAUUAUUUUACUAUAAAAUUAUAUAAUUAUUGCUGAAAUAGCAUCACUAUCCUUAUUCCAAACUUGAAUAUGCCUCUUUAAUUUGGCACUCGGAGAGCAUUUCUUAAUGUCAGUGUUUAAAUUUUGUUCAAAAUAAUUUUUAAGAAAUUUAAGCUUUAAAUGUGAAUUUCAAAAACUUCUUCAUUCAGUGUAUGAUUAUAUUAGCAGUAUAUUUUAAUAUAAUUCCAUUAAAUAACCACAUAGAUUGCCCUAAACUAAUUGAUCGUAUACAUUUUAAUUUAAUUCUUCUCUAAUUCUUAAUUCAUUUAAUUCUAGGAGUAAAUUCUUAUUUUAUCCUUUGUUUAGUUCUAGUACAUAAUAUGUAUACAUACUAUAUGUACUACUAGUAUGUAUACAUACUAUACAUAAUAUGCACUCUCCUACGAAUAAACUUAUAUCGGUUGGUAAUUCUAUGUGUAAUAUUGAUUUAUUUAAUACAUCAUUCAAUAAGUUAUAAUAUGUAUUGUAACUUGCAAAUUCAGUGUAGCCAUUAACUAAUUUUUAUAAUUUGUAUGUUGCUAUGAUAUUCUUAACUUUAUAUUAUUAUAUUUAUUUCUUCCCCUCUUCUUUACUUAUUUCUUAUUCUUUUUUAUUGUAUACAGUUUUAGUUUUAAGUUAAAUGAUUUUAAAUUGUAUAAUUAUUAUUGUAUAUUAUUUUAGUAUUGUUAAAUUUCGUAUUGACUAUUUUAAAAACUGUACUAAAAUGAAUUCGAGCCAUUCAUCCAUAACUUUUUUACCUAAAUCACAAUUAUUAAAGUAAGCAGGUACUUAUAGAAAACAUUAAAUUUAAAAUUUUUAAAACAAAGAAAUAUAAUAUUAUUGCAGUGAAAAACGCGUGAAUUUCAACGGAAUUGUGCAAACAUAAUUUCAUAAAAAUACGUCAAAAAAAAUUGUUGAGUUUUUUUUACCGACUGUAAUACCUACCAAAAGUAUUGUUUUAUUUGUUUUUGUAUUUAGUUUUAAGAAGUCAAAUUUAGAUAACAAAGUUUUUGAGUUUAAAAUUCCCUCUACACCAUACAAAUAUAGUUUUGGGCGCCACUGAGUGUCAGAAUUGUAAUAAAUUACCGAUAUUUAAAUCAGUAAGCGAACGACGAAAUUAAUAGUUUUAACUACAGGAAUAUGAAAAAAAAACCUACAACUAGUACAACCGCUUAGUUGUAAAUUUUCCCAUAUUUUAGAAUGGGAAAUAGUCUCGGACGCCACACUAACAUCUACUAUCUACAUCCGUCUUAUUAACGCGAGACAGCAAAUUUGCAUUCAGUAGGACACAUUUUGUAUCGUUAGUUUUAAUAUUAAAAUUGACCUAUGACCAAAAUUAAAGGUAAGGAUAUGUGCUCUAGCGUCGAUAUUUUAAUUUUAAAUGAGAUAUGAGUAUGUAAAAUAUCACAAUAUAAACAUGGUUAUAACUUGCUUAAACAUUAAACUAUCAAAAAAAUAUCAACGCUAGGACAUAUAUAAUCUUCUUACCUUUAAGUUUGGUAAUACGUUAAUUUGCUUUGAUAUUAAAACUUACGGCACAAAAUGUGUCCUACUGAAUGCAAAUUUGCUAUAUCUCGUAUUUGUAAGACGGAAAUAGUAGAUAUCGGUAUGGCGUCCUUUUAAUAAUUAUGUUCUAUGUAUAUAGAUAUGUUAUUUAUUUUUAUUUUUGACUACCCAGUACCACCACGUAUGAUUAUUAAAAUAUUAUUCAACUUCAGCACUAUGAAAUAUGAUAUAAUCUGAGGAGUGUUGGCGGGCAUUUUCGCCUCAGGUAAAUUCGGUCAGAGUUUCACGUCGCCAAAACAAUUCAAACACGAUUUUUAUAAUGUAUAGCAGUGUCUCCUCUUAAUUUGUCCACCCGAGGCUGUACUCGCAACGCGUUUGAAUUGGCCCCUUAUGUAAAAUGUCAUUGGAUACCUAUGUAAUUAUCGGUUUUCUUUUUCUUUUAACGAUCGUCUACUUGUAUCAUUAUUCAUUUUUUUUUUUAAUCGUUUAUAAUAAUAAUAUUAUAAUCAUAUGAUGUUGGAGGAAGUACAAUCAUUAUAAUAAUAUCGUUUGUAUAAUAUAGGUAAGAUAGGUAUAUACAAUAUUGUCUGAUCACUUAUGCAUACAAUAUAUAUAUAUAUAUAUAUAUAGGACGUAAUAAUAUUUUAAGAACAAGUCAUCCGGGUGCAAGUUACGAGGAUUUUAAUUGAAAAAUUAAAUACCUAGGUAUUUAUUAAAUAAAAUAAAAUAUUUCGAGUUUCAUCAAUGACGCAGUUGAUGACUAUACCGACUAUGUCAUAACGUAGGUACGCCAUGUAAAAGAAAUUGAUAUUAUAUUGUUAUACGUUCAUUGGCAUGUGCAGAGGGAUGGGAUAGGGGUUUUAUCUCUCAAUGACUUAAAAAUGAACUAUGAAUUGGAAUUAAUUUAGUAAUUUUACACUGAAAUUAUAUAUUUUAGUCAAAUUACAAGGAAAUAAGGUUAAUUUAUUAAAUACAAAUUGGGCUUUUCAAAUUUACCUUUUAAUUCUCAUUGUCGGGUACUGAAUAAGAAAAAUUAUAAGAUAUAUGCAUGGAUUAUUAUUUACUACAUCCCUUCACAAUGAAAACUUCUGGGAACGCUACAUAUUUUGUACAUUAUUAUUAUAUCAAUUUGAAUAUUUGAAACAUAAUAUGUGUUUUAUCUAAAUAUAUAUUCACGAAUGACGUUAAUAGAACGUUAUUUAAUCAAUAUAAUAUUAAUAUUAUAUACUAUAAGCAGGAAAUCCGAAUCGAACGCUACAGCAAAAAUCUCUCAAACCAUGUGAGAAUAUAGCCUAGUUCACGUUGAAAUAUGUUUCGUAUCAGAGGGCGGUGUCCGAUAGACCGGUUAUAUUAUUAUUAUGCCAAAGUAUAGUAGGAUAUGACCGGUUCUAUUUCCAGUACUACUACCUACUAAAUCGUAUUUUAUACUUUAUAAAAAUGCGGUUAUCCUUUGUAGAAUGCACUUUGUUGACCAUGCACGUUGCAGGUUCCGAGGCCGAUACACCGUAAAACCAUUGUGUGAUAAUAUUAUUAUAUAUACGUAAUAAUAAAAUAUUAUUAUAUUUUUAAGUAGUCAUAUUUUUCAUUCAUACAAAAUAUUUAUGUAAAUUUAUCGUUUCCGUCGCCUUAAACCACAUACUUUAUAAUAUAUUAUACGUAUAAACCGUAAACAUUUGAAUAUCAGCUGUUUGAUUAGGUUAUACCUUAGAUUAGAUUAUACCUACUUACGAUUUAAAAGAAACGCUAUUCUCUUAUAAAUCUUAUAAAUUUCCUUUAAAAUAAGUACCUAUAAUACCAUGGAUUAUAAUAGUAUUUGUAAUCAAAGCUAAUACCCAAAUUAUUGUAUAGGUACCUAUCUAAUUUGUUUUUAUUAUUAUGAGUAGUAGAUUAUCAAUAAUGUCUACUGGGACGGAUACAUUUACAACAAUAAAAAAUAAAAGUUUCAUUGUUUUCCUUCCAGAAAUUUUGUUUGGAAUUUCUAGAAUAGCAUCUUUACUAAAAUAAAAUUGUCUCUAUUUGGUAAUUAAGAACAUCAUUUUUGAUUUUCUUUAUCGUUUUCUGAACAAUUAGGAAAAACGGGAAUAACAGUUUCAUUAUUUUCGAUUUUAUUUUUUUCUAAUUCGGUUUAAAAUAAUCUUAAAUAUCUGAAAUUUUUACAGAAUAUACUAAUAUAUCUUUCAUAUGCGUGAUUAAUUUUUAAAACUUUUCGAAAUAAACGUUUUUUUAAGUUAUUUAUAGGCAUUUGACAUUUUUGAGUUUUUUUUAUUUUUUACUUGGUUAUAUAAUAUAGAUAAAAUUGUUUUUGCCGAGCAAAAAUGGUUUUAAACAAUUUUACUCGAAUUUCAUCAUAAGUUGUUCUUAAUGAUUUUUCAACUAGAAAGAAAUCGAGCAUAAUGUAGUCAUUUUUAUUAAGAAGCAUUUUAAGUUUAAAUUUUGACGGAAAUCCUAAAACUUAUGACAUUUAAAAAUUAGUUUUACCAAACUAUUCUUAGAAUCGUCUGCAAUAGUUUAUCAUUACGUAGUAUAUCAACAUUAUUUUAGAGACCUGAAAUUUUUGUUAUAUAUUAACAUUGGCCUUUUCUAGACUUGAUAAAAUCUAUUUAUUUUUUUGUGUUUAAAAAGUCUUUAAGGCAAUUUGCACGCUUCAACCAAGAUUUUUCAUUCAUCACGAUUCUUUGCAGAUGACAUUGAAAUAAUAAUAUUAUACUAUAAUAUAAUGCCUAUAUAAUUGAUUUGAGUGAUAGUUCUAAGGCAGAUUGAAUUAUAAAUUACUUAUAAAAAUAUAUAAAUUAAAAAUUUAUCUUUUUAUAGCCUAGGUACAAGUUAUAUAAUAAUAUGACAGAUUCAUCAAACUAAAUAUCUUCCUCCUUAAAAAAUUCUAAAUAUUUGCUACUGAAUCGAUUGAAAAUAACUGAAUGGGAAUAUUAUUUAUACCUAUAAAAAAUAUUUGCUAAAAAUAGGGUGUUGUAAAUAAAUCAAUUAUUUUAAGAGUUAAUGUAGUUUUUUGACAUAAUAAUUAAUUGACUAAACUUACAGGACCUAGUCUUAUGAACAAAAACGCUUUCAUUUAUCUGAUUAUUGAACUGAGUUUAUGGUUGAUAACCAUUCAAGAUUGGUCGCAGAGAUCUUUUUUAGACCUUGAUUAUGGGGGGGGGGGAGGUUAGAUUAGGUUAGGCGAAUUAAUUAAAUUUAAUAUUAAUGAUUGAUAAGAAAAAACGGUCAUAUUUUGAAUUUCAAUUUACAUUAGCUUAGAAGAUUGCAGAUAUAUUGUACAAAUGCAGUAAAACAGUACAAUUUAAAUGUUAAUUUUUUUUUUUUCAAGUUGAAUAAAUAAUAAUUAAAAUCAUGAUAAUGUAAAUAAUAAUAAUAAUAAUAAUAGUCAUAAAAGUUAGAUGACCAAGUCCAAAAUACUUUUAUUUUAAGCAGCGUUUUGCAAUCGGAUUGACCAACAAUAUGUUCUAUAUUACCUAAUGUUUUCAUUUAGAUGAAUAUUUAAAAGUGAUAAGCCUCUGUUCAAAAUUGUUUUUUUCCACAAAGUACGACUUUUAAUAAACCUCGUGUUAAGUUCUCAAGCAUUUCUGUUUGAUCUAACAAUUUUUUCUACAGAGUACCUACUGAAUAUAAAUUGUGUACAAAACUCGCAAAAUUAAAAUGUCUAUAAAUUGUUCAACAAUUUUAUCGCUUCAAGAAAAGACAAAUAUAGGUAUUCUGUCCAAAUUUCAAGUAUCUGGAAAUAUUUUAACUGAAUUACAAUAAAAAAUAAAAUUGAAAAUAAUAAAAGUAUUAUUUUCGUAAAUUUGUAUGUUUUUCUUACGAUUUAUCCCAGGUUUACCUGAUACUAUGAAAACUGCUUGGAAAAUCAAAAAAAUGACCUUCCUAAAGUACCAUCUAGUCAAUAUAAUAAUAUUUUAUUUUGAAAAAGGUGCUACACUUACAUAUUGAAGCAAGAUUUCUGAUAGAAAUUUUCGUCACAGUAUAUAUAUAUAAAAAAAACAUUGCUACACUCGGAAUCUAAAAUUUAAAAUAAAUUAAUCAUUUUCAAUUUUGAUUAUAAAAAUAUAUCAUGUUAUUUUAUCUCUGCAAAUUGAUUAUUUCCAACUUAAUUUUCCAUAAUUCUUUCUUACUUUUGAGAGAAUAUUUAUUGAAAUUUAUAAAUUAGAAGUGUUUCAUUCUUGUUUCAAUCAAAGUAUUUCCAAGAUCCGGAAUCAUCUUUAUGGCAUUUGGAACCAGUUGCAUUUGUACUUAAGAACUAUGGAUAUGGAUAUUUAUAUGAUAAAAAAGAACAUCACACAGCUUAUGGGGAGGGGGGCGUUCGCCUCCCUGCUCCCCUCAGGGAGCUAAUUCAAUUGGCUAUAAUAAUAAUAAUAAUCAACUAGUUAAUGUGAUGCGAUUAUAACGUGCUGCAUAAUUUUAGGUACUUUUCUCUAAACUUUAAAAAAUUAUUAAAAAUCACGAAUUUAAUGAAAAUAAAAAUUUGAAUUCAAAGUUGAAAAUUUUAAAAUUUUCUGAGGAAUAAACUCUAUAAAAUGGUUUUCUUCAAAUUUUUUGAAAAUAAUAAAAUAAGAAGUUAUUUUUUUAAAGUAUUUUAUGAAAGCAUAAAAAAAUUAAUUGAAAUAUAAAUAUUUGUAGUACUGUGAGUAAUAUAAAAAAAUAGAGUUUGAUUAUUAUUAUUAUCUCCGAAGGUGUAAUAAUGAAUAUAUUUUCAUGGGACACCUGUAUAUAUUUUCCACGCAUUUUGGUUAUUAUAAAUCGAUAUUAUCAUAUAAAUUUGAUUGCAAUAUUAAUAAUCACGAACGUUUAUGUAUAUUUCAGAUGGAGAGGUAGCGUCUACAAGCUUGUAUGGAGGGAAUUAGCAGCAUACUUGAUGGUUUAUUUUGCUAUAAAUUUGGCAUACAGGUUUGCGUUCACAGAAGCUCAACAAAAGUAUGUUAUAUAAUCAAAUUAUUAUACAUACAUUAUGUAAAUUAUUAUACAUAUAAAAUAAUGCUAAAUUACCCCUUAAACGCGUAUGGUAGAUACUAGGUAUCAUCCGUAUAAGUGUUGCGUAAAAAAAUUAAAUUGAUUUUUAAUUUAAAGUGAAUCAUGUGAGUGGAAAUAAUAAAAUAUAGGAUAAGUUAUUGGUAAGUUGGUAAAAUUAAUUAUUAUAUAAUAAUAUGUUAGGGCACAUAAUAAAAUAUAUUCUUCGCUCUGCUCAGAAUCUAAAAUGCGUAACAGCAACUUAUAUAGACUGUAGUAAUGUGACUCGUAUAUUUGAUAAUAGUUUUAAAAAAAUACUCUAUCGCUUUGGUUCGGAUAGGUUAGGUUAGAAGAGAUCCUACAAGAAUAUAUGUGCUCAGAAGAAGUCAUAGAUGCCAGGGUCUCAAUCGUUUUGCUCUUCAACGCUCGGUUUCUGAGUAAUAUUAUUGGGAAAUAGUAAGUUCUUACAUGAGACCUAUCAGGUAAAAAAAUACAUAUGUUAGUUCCUACACCGUAAAAAAAAAGGUAGGUUAAAUAAAAAAUUAUAUUUGUUGAGAAGUUUGCUGAGCCGGAAAACUAAAAAGUAGAGAAUUCAAUAAUAGUAUAAUAACAAUAUAAUAGUAUAGAUAAGAUGUAAUAAUAUAUUCGUGCUCGUUUCAACCGCUAUUAGUAUAUGACGAUAGUUUCUCGAUAAAAUUGACAUUUAAAUUCAAUUUUUGAACUCACAAACAUUUGCGACUUUUUAUUACUGAUAAAAUUGAUACAAAAGACUUGUUUUUGGUUUGGUAAUAAUUAAAUCUAUUUACAGAAUACUGUACACUAAGUAGGUAAUUUAUCUUAAACUUUUAUUCUAUAAUGCAUUUUUUUUUUUAAAUAGGUAAAACAUGUAUUUACAAGUAUUCGUUUAAUAUACAGUAUUGUUAUAUGUUUUUUUUUUAUAAUUUAUUGUUCAUUUACAAAAUUUAUUAUGAUUUUUAUUUGAUUUUUCAAGACAUUUUGAAAUAAAAAUAAUUUGUUUUGGCGAUCUAAGAUGAUAUACCUAACGUUAUUAAUUUUAUUAUAUUACUAAAUAUGAAUCAAUGUUUCAGAUUUUUAUAGAAUUUCUAAACGAGCUUUUAUAUUGUAUUAUUUAAAUUGAAAUGUAUUUUUGAUUAAUAUUAACGUAUGAUAAUAAAUCGACCUGUUUUAAAUACUUAUAUUUUUUUUGCAGGUUAUUCAUAAAAAUUCGAUGUUACUUGGCCGGACAUUCUGCUAGCGUCCCGUUGACAUUUGCCAUGAGCUUUUAUGUUGGUUUAGUAGUGAAACGAUGGUGGGAACAGUAUAGGCUGUUGCCAUGGCCGGAUACGUUGGCUCUUUUCGCAAGUGCAGCAAUACCCGGAACAACAGUAAGUAAAAUGAAUACAAAAUUAAUUUUGAAGGAACUAAACUACACAAAGUUUAGAUUUUCUAAUAUUAUCUGUGUCAUCAAAACCUCCACGGUUAUAAUCGUCAACAAUUCAUAAUAUUUUAUUCUUACGCACCGUAUAUUUAUAGUUAUUAUUAUAAUACUAACUGUAUAAAUUUAGUACUAUACGAAUUCGCAAGUGGUUUUUUGAUUGUUUCGUUAUUCAGGUUAGCCGACAAACUAUAGGCGGUUUUAACAUUUUCCGAUUUAAGAGAAGUAACAUUUCACGUAUUUUUAAACAGAAACUUUAACACCGAUUUUCUGAAUUAAAUCCGAAUUAUCAUUAUUUUUCGAAAUAUCAUAGAUGGUUUUUCGAAUACAAGUAUUCGGUCAUUGAAAAAAUAUUCUAAUGAAAUAUUCGAUAAUGUCUAAACUAUCGAUAGUAUAACUAUUCACAAGAGCACAUCACUAAUCAUAAUUAUCUAUUCAUAACGUUAAUGAUUAUCGUAGCAUUUAACAGGUAUACAUAACAGUUUUAACCAUAAUUAUUAUUGUUUAUACCUGGCUAUUUAUUUUAGGACGAAAGAGGUCGACUGAUGAGAAGAAACAUAGUGAGGUACGCUGUACUGGCUUACGUUAUUACUCUAAAACACGUGAGCAUAAGGGUGAAAAAACGAUUUCCUACGUUACAACACAUCGUUGACGCUGGUAAGUACUUCACCAUACCUAAUUAAACGAUCCCAAAUAUUUAGCUAUUUUUAUAUAGAUAUUAUAUACGAUGACCAAAAAAUAUAUCCUGUCUCGUCGUCUUGAUUUAUUUGAAUAUAAUUAGGUGUAUAAAUAGCCAACUAUAGCCUACAUGUCUAUCUAUAAUAUUAUAGCCAACGUUAUCAAAAUAAUAUGUAUCAUGUUAUAAACAUUUCUGUUGGUUUAUUUACUCGAUUAAAUUAACCGUCAUCAUACCUAUACCUACCUAUUUUUCCGAACACGUGGUACGACCGGUUUUAAUUUCGCGUAGGACUGCAGCAGCCCAGAAACCCGUUGCAGUAUAGGUACUUAUAAUAUAAAUUUAUUCAAAGAAUGCGUGACUGUUCAAAAGCGGUUUGAAAAAAAAAAUUGGAUCAUUUCGUACCUAUAAUAUAGAUUUGCAUCAAUCAGAUUUGAGAGAAAAAUCGCCUCGGCACGCGUGGUAUCUGAUGACGACAACGUCCGAGUGAAAUGCUGAGGUACUUAUUGUAUGUUUUGUAAUACUUAUGAUCGUAGGUACACCAGAGAAGUUUUUUAACCGUACCGAUUAGCAUAUGACUGCAGGAAUUGUUUUACACGCAUAAUAAUAUUAUAAUAUAAUACACACACUUAUUUUGACCUAGAGCGUAAAUCCGUAGUGCUGUUGGAAAUGGAAAUAACAUACAUAGGUAGGUGCCUAAUUAUUAUGCGUGAUGCAGAGUAUAUAGGUACAACAAUACUUAAAUAGUGGUGUUCGCGCGCAAGGUUAUACCAGGUAUAUACCAGGAUGGGAUCGUCACGAUUGGAUUAGUUUCGACAAUAAUAUAAACAACAAUGGUCAAUUGACAUAUUAUUUUUUAUCUCACCGUUCUUAUAAUUCGAUUAUAUUUUUAUUCUAAUAACAUUAUUUCCAUAGAGUUUUAUGGUAUAGGUACCUAAAAACCCGUAUCUAUAUAUGUUAUUAAUGGUUUAUUACACGACAACAUUUUUUAUAGUUGUUUCGCGGAAAAAACAUUUUUUUUUUUUAAUUUACGAAAUAAGAAAUAAAACGGAGAUCGUGAGUCAAUCGUGAUUUUUAACGAUUUCGCUUCUUUUUUUAAAUUUAUAUUAGAUAGGUACCUAUAGUUAUUAAUUAUUUGUUUUGUUCGUGUAUAUAUGACCUUUGAAUCAGGGUGUGACGUUGUGUAUAUUAUUAUUAUGUUUAGAAUUGUUUUUCGUUAUUGAGUAGAUAUAUAUUAUAAUAUACACUACACUACGAAACGAUUCUAUCUAUCUGUGUAACAUAAUAGUAAAUAUAUUACCUAUGCAUUUAUUUGUUGUUCAGAAACAAAGUUUCAAGGAUUUUACUUCCGAGUCCUGUUAUCAUUCUAUGCGAACACGCGUUUUUAAUUUACAUCAAUGUUAAUGUUUUAUGCACGAAUAUGCUAUUUGAAAUUUUUAUUCUCUGUCCAAUUUUAGUUUCCAUAAUUUCAAAUAUUGAUUACGAUUUUGACAGAGUACCUAUUAUGCAUAUCAGUUAUUCGCAAUCGCACUAGUCAUUCACGAUUGACAUGUUCUUUUUUAUUAUAGAGUUAUAUUCUUUCUAUCAUAGGCUAACAAAUAUAUCAAUGCGAGUAUUUAUUUAUUAAUUAAAUUUUGAAGUAUAAAUAUUUCAGCCGAGUUACAAGGAAUAUAAAUUGGGGUUUAUAGAACCGGAUUAUAAAUUACCAUUGUCGGAUUAGGUAAAUAGAUGAAGAUUGUAGGAUUUAUUAAUGAUUAUUAUUUAUUACGAACCCUCUUGUUGAAAAUUUCUGAAUAUAUAGAGAUUGAAUAUUGAACAUAUAGAGAACUUGUUUUAAAUGUAUAGUUUAGCUAACUGAAAAAUACAAAUUCGAGUUUUGUUGUGCGUAAAUAAAAUACUAUACUGUUAUAAAUUAUUGUUUAUAUAUAGACAAUAUACAUGUGUAUUUUUGGAAAUAUGGCUUACAGUCUAUAAUAUAUGUAUCCAUACCUAUAAAGUAUAUACUUUUGGGGGUUGGCGGGCUGAUGUUGUUGAACAUGUAAAAAACUUGGACACGGCACAGGAAUCAUGUUGGAGAGCGAGAAAAAAAUCGUGGAAAUGAUGGACGAGAGGAGCCCAAUGUCCAAGUAUUGGAUGCCGUUAGUGUGGGCGACCAACAUCAUAAACCGGGCUCGCAGAGAGUCACUCAUAUCCAGUGACCAGGUGGUCCAGACGCUUCUCGUUGAGUUGUCGGAUAUCAGGCGCAGACUGGGCUCUUUGAUCAGCUAUGACACCGUUUGCGUGCCGCUCGUCUAUACACAGGUCAGCAUUUUGCCAAUGCCCUACCGACAAAAUACGUAUUAUAUAUACACAUAAUACAUUUUUAGCGUUUUUGUUCUUGUUUCAUUAGUAUUUUCAUUUUUUUUUUCUUUAAUCGUCUCCCUUUGAAAAUUUGCUGAAAAUCUUAUUCAAAAUACUAUAUUAUAGCCAUUUUAGAGCGAAUUGUAAUUACACUACAUAUAAUUUUUAUACGAACAAAACUAAAUACCUACUUAUUGUCAUUGGCAUUUUGAAUUUUUUAUGCGUUAUGUGUACACUAUUCAAUCUUGUCGAGUUUAAAAUAUGUACGGUUUGUGGACGUCAGAAAGACCAAGUUAAUGUUUUUGAAAGACAUUAUAAUAUCUAAAUAUUAAGAGUAUUUAAAUUAUAUAUUGUUGUAUCUUACAAAAAUAUUUACUUAGUUUUUCCGUCCUAUAUAUACAGCGUAUAUUAUCAUGUUCAUAAAUGAUUACCUAUUAACAAUCGACCACUGCAAUACUUUAAGGUUAAUAUUAUUUUUCAGCAGAUUUCUCACGGGAGAACUAAUAUCGUUAUUUUCAUUAAUAUAAUAAUUAAUAAAUUUAACUUAUUAAUGACUAUGAUAAUAUAGUCGUUUAUUUUAAAUAGUAAUAAUAAAAAAAUUUUAAAUUGUAAUAAUAGUAAGCGUGUUGAUUUCUUGGUGUGACAUUAUUCAUUUUUUUUCUUGCUUGUUUUUUUUACAUAAAUACCUACCGACCUAUUAAUAUUGCUUAAGCUUUGCAUGCGCAUGCGUAUUAUACUAACGAAUAUAUAUUAUAAACAAUAAUUAUUAAUACCUACACACAUAAAGCAAUUUGGAAAUUGUACGGAUUGCGGAUAUACACUAUAUAUUAAGUGCGAUCAGAUGUUUUAAGUUUCGGAAUGACGAUCCUGACUCGACAACUACAUAUAGAAAUGUAUUCAAAGGAUCUAAACAUUAUUAUUAUACCUAAUCUCACGGUGUCAAAACAAUGAAAAUGCUGUACCUGCCUACUAUUAUACUGUCAUGCGUAUUAUUUUUAACCAGAAUCUAUAAUAAUAUUGAAUGAUCGCGGUUAAAAAAAAAAAAAACCGUUUGAAUUAUUUUUAACCGCCGAACUAGUUGGAUCGGUUUUUCGGUUAAAAUAAUUAUUAUAUAAGUCGGCCCGGAGCGUCUCGCACAACAAAAGCUUAUAAAUCAUCAAUAUACCAACUCGUCAUCAUAUACAAUAAUCAAAAUCAAAUACAUUAUAAUAUUUAACUCCACAAUAUUGUAUUAUUAUUACAAUUAUUGCCUAAACAUGUACAUACAAAUUUAUAACAAUACUUUACCAAAUAAGUAAUAAUUUAUUGUAUUAUGUAUACACGUAUUAUUUUUAUAAUACUAUCGCGGUGUUACAAUACAAGGAUAAACCCGUGUAACAUCAGAAUUAUUAUUAUAAAGGUGAACGUUUUGCAUGGCGGAUAAAUUUCACCUGUCACAAGAUGUGCCAGGCAUGCGAACGCGAAAUAUUGGUAUACAACAACAACAACAAUAUUAUUAUUAAUAUAUAUAUAAUAUUAAUUUUUUGGAGAAUAAUAAUUAAUAAUAACGCCAAAAAAUCACACCGGUCGCGUCCGAGUCGAUUUGGGUAUUGUCAGAGUGUCGUCCCCGAUCAUCAAUGCGUCGUCACUCGUCGUCGUCGCACGAUGAUAAGUCGUUUAAUAUUAUUAUUAUUAUAAUCACACGUACACCUAUCUGAUUAUUAUUAUUUUUUAAGAUCACCAUCGCUGUAUAAUUGCGUUCGUCAUAAUGUCAAUUGUCUCUCGAGCAGUUAAUUCUAAAUUUAACCGAUUACGUUGUGCGCGCGCGCGAGCGUGUAAGUAGGCAAAUGCGUUUGUAUAGGUAUCAACGCUAUGAUAUUAUAUCUACUCGUUGUUGUAAGUGCACACGUAAUCUAAUUGCCGAGAGAAAGUGUAGUACACCAUGACUAUUGAAAGAGAGAGAGAGAGAUUGUGAACGAGUGAAGUAGUAGAGGGACGUUUAUAUACUGUUGAAAUUUAACUGUUGCUAUUUUUACACUUCAUAUAUAUUUGAAUUCUACUUAUAGUUUCUCCCAACAGCGAAAUUAUUAAUCACCUAUAAUAUUAUUGUACAUACCUAUACCAUGGUGGUGCAGUGCUCUGCCCCGUGAGUUUCAUUCCAUUAAUAAUAACUGAUUUCGAAUCGAAUAUUAAUUCGGAUUAAUAUUAAUAUCGCACUUGUAUUAAAAUAUUUAAAACCGCGGUCGUAUUUUAUUAUAGUCAGCGUAAAAUUAAAAAUAUAAUACACUUUUGGGAAAUAUAACAUUUAUACUUACGCAAAACACAUUCAAAAUAAUAUUUAGGUGGCAAAAAAAAAAUAUUAUUUUCAAAUUCGUAUAAUAUACGAGUAAAAUAUGUAAUGCUCCUUUAUAUUAUGUAAAGGCUAACUACGUCCGUGGGCGUAACUGUGUAAUAUGCAUACAAUUUCAACAUUUUGUUUUUGAUAUUCAAUUAUACAUUUGUAUAAAUCUUCUCAUACUUAAUAUAAUGCUAUAUAUUAUUUAUACAACUUUCGUGUAACGUGUAUUAUUAUAUAAUAACGUUAUAUUGUUAUAUUUAUGUGUAACUGUGUGAUUCAUUUCACGAUUAACAUUUUUUUAUAUGCAAUAUGUUAACUAUAGUUAAUACCAACGCAAUUAAAGUACCCAGUGGCUUGAAAAAUGUAACAUUUUUGAGAGGCAAUCAGGCAAAUAUUAUGGUGGACCACCCACCCACUUACUCCACCAUUGGCGGAAAUUGUAAUUUAUAAUUUGAGGUGGACUAAUUUAUCUGUUUAUACGUUUUGAGCGAGCUUAGACCCCUCAAGCUCUCCACGACUUCCACCAAUGCACUCCACCUAACUCAAUAACUGAAAAAAAAUCUUACUCUUUGAAUUUGGUUUGAGGAUCAUUUGCUCAAAUAAGAAUAGAACUUUAGGCUUACAGCGUCUUACCAUAUCUAACUAGAAUAAUCCUCCAAAUUUGUAAAAUGUUCAUAUCCCUCUAUCUUGGCCAAAAAUAGUCUUUCAUAAAUGGUGAUAUAAGGACAUUUCAAUUGCCAUAUUAUAAAUUGCUUUGAUUCGCUCAAACUGUGUGUUUAUGGCUUAAACCAUAAACAUUGGACAGUGAUAUAGUGAAUAAUUUAAUAUUAUUUAUUGUAUUAGUGUCGUAAUAUACUUUUUUGAUGUUUGUCUGUCUGUCCGUAUACCUUUUAUUGUUUAUACGGUAACGAAUUUGGAACACGGUUCUCAUUAAACGAUUAGUCAGGCUUUUAUUGAUUUUUAGCCCAUUUAAUGUAUUAUUCGAUGGGAGCUUACGCUACUUAGAUGUUUCGAUUUGUAUAGGUUUAUUAUUUUUGUUAUUACCUAAAAAUACUACUAUAAUUUGAAAUUAUUUUUAUAAUUAUUCAAUUAUGUUAUUGAAAUAUACACUAAACACCCACCACCAAAUCUUCCAAAAAUCUCAAAUUAGUAUUCGUCAUACUACGACAAGUAGAUUCCUGUAUAAUAUUAUUAAAGUCAGCACCAUAUUAUUAUCAUAUUACUUGUAUAUUUUAGUAUUUUUUUUUUUUUUUGUCAUACAAUUGCAAUAUGUAUUAUUUACAUGUAUAUUUGUACCCAUAUCAGUUGCCUACAAAUAAUCCGUUGUCACUCGAUACGUAUUAGGUAUAUUAAUAAUCGUGUACCUAUCUAGCUAUUAUAAUAUUAUAUAUUCAACGGACAUUCAAAAUUCGUCAGUUAUGUCAAACGAAAAUAUUACUCACACCAGUUCUAAAAAUAAAGUUAUCUGCGAUGAAACGUUUGAUAAUAUAUAAUACAUAGUCUGAAUAAAAAAUAAUGGCGGACGUAGGUUUGAUGAUGGAUAGUGAAAAGGAGAUACUAGAAAUGGUGGAAGAAAAGACGGCGAUGACCAAUUAUUGGAUCCCGUUGACUUGGGCGACCAACAUCAUAAACCGGGCCAGAAGAGAGAAAUUGAUAUCCAACGAUCAUAUGGUGCAAACCAUACUAUUGGAGAUGUCAGACAUCAGGUACAGGCUGGGAUCGCUGAUCGGUUACGAUAAUGUCAACAUUCCCAUUCUCUAUUCGCAGGUCGGUAUCAUAAUAAUAAUUAUACUCAUUAUAGCGAUUAGGUACAUUUUUCACAGGUUUAAUGGUGGUGGUGUUUUUGCAUGUGUCUUCCGUAUAGUUGUAGAGUAGUGCUAUUUUUUGUUUAGAUUUUAGUUUUUUAGUUUUAUAAUAUUAACACGAUGCUGUAUAUAUUCGUAUAAAAUAUAGGCUAAUAAAAACAGACUAUUAUUAUAACGCGUGUUUGUAUUAUACAAUAUUAUGUAUUUAUUAAGUGUACGACUAUACGAGUAUAUAGGUAUCAAUGUACAUUACAGAAGUGUAAUCAGGAUCUUCUAAAACGUGUUGUUUUAAUUUUAUGUUUAAAUAUGACUUGUUGGGAGAGGAAGGCUUUCAGUGCUUUACAUAUCCUUCACGGAGUCAUAAAAUUUCAAUAGUAAUUAAUUAAAAUAAUUUUAUCAUUUAAUCUUAGAUUAUCUGUAACGAAACAAAUUUUGUAAAAAUCCGAAGCAUUUAGUAUUUAAUUAUGAUACAUAAAUUAAAUUAUUAACUAAGUAUUUAUGUAUUUUCAACUUAAAUAUGGUUAAGGAGGUAUUUUAAAAUCUAAACAUCUUCUCCCUCUACUACGCACUUGAAUUAUGUAACGAAGUUUCGAGGCACUACAAUCAUUGCGAAAAAUAAUAAUAUUUUUUACAUAUUUUUUUUGUUUUGUUCUUUUUAAUUCGACAGUUGCACAUAUUAUAUACCAACUAUUAUGGUUAUGAUUUUAUGAAGUACGUAUCUUUUCUACAUAUAUAUAUAUAUAUCGUAUAAUAUAAGUAUAUAUCUAUAGCGUUGGGUUACUAUUUACCAAAAAAAUAUUAUUCUUCAAUAUAUAAGUAUAAUAUUAUAUAAGUGUGCAUCCGACCAAAGUCAUUUGAUAAAAUUAUACAUAUACUAUAUAUACUAUACUAUAUUAUAUGUGUGUAUCUACAUAUUGUAAUAAUAAUUGUACUCUGAGACACGAUUGUAACCUUGGCCGUUCUGUACAGUUAUUGUUGAUUCUGCCUUCGGCAUGUGCUAAUUUUUAAGUUCCAAAUACCUUGGCGAACUAAUAUAGUAGAAGUAUACCUUUUUUCACUCCCAGCAACGUGUAAUUACCUACUAUACUUCGCUAAUUAUAAAAUGAUGUCAUAAUAAUAAUGUAUUAUAAAUAAAGGUUUAUUUAUUAGGUUAGGUAUACUAAAAGUAAAUUUUUAUAAUAAGAGAUGCCAUAAUGUCGAAUGAGAUAUCACUAAAAAGAAAUAAAAAAAUCCAACUUUUCGUUAUUUUUCAGAAUUUAUUUGUUUUAGAUUGAUAGCAUAGUGAGAGAUCUAAUGAUUUUACUAUGAUGUGUGCUUUUAGAUUCUGAGUGGAGCAAGAAAUGUAUUAGUUUUACAGUGAUGUUUAUUAUUAUUUUUUUUUGUUAUCUGUGAAUAACUAUUUUACCAAAAAUCUUGCUCCAAUUUACAAGUGAAGUACUUUUCCUGAAAAAAAUCUGGAGUGGUACUUUGAGAACGUAGUUUUUUGAUUUUCUCAGGAGUUUUCCCAAUAAAUGGGAAAACCGGGAAAAAAGGGAGGAAAAAUGGGAAAACAAGUACAAUAUUAAAAAAAAAAAAAAAAUAAUAAUAAUGUAUUUUAUUAUUACCAAACAUAAAUACAAUGAGCAUAUUAUUUUGCAUAAAAAGUUACUAAACCCCUAGUAAGCUAGUACUCGUUGUGUGGUUAAGAGUUCAAUAAUUUCUUUAAAUUUUUAGAAUGUAAGAUUUGUUACAUAAAAAGUUAAAUAAUUAUAAUCAAUAACUUACAAAUCUGAAAUGAAAUUUAUAAUAUUGGUAAACAGAUAUAAAUAAUAUAGAUAGCAAUAUAGAUGCCAUAAAAAAUUAAGAGCUGUAUCAAUAAUAGUAUAUAAAUAAAGUAAAGUAAAUAAAGUAUAUAGAUUAAUGCAUUUAAAACGAAAUAUAAGAUUAACACAUUCAGAAUAUUAAUUUAUUAAUGAAACUUGUUUACAAAAUAAAAUUUUUGCAACUUAAUAUAUUUAUAUUAAAUUUGAUACAUAAAUCAAUUCCAAUAUUUAAUGGAUUCAUUUUACCAAAAUUUGAGUUACAUUCAUACUUGGUAAAAUUAACAUUUUUUUGGUAUCUUGCAUGAUAGUCAUGAUAUUUUGGUGUAAGUAAAUGCUUAUACUGAAAAAUUAAUAGUAAUAAUCGCUUUUUAAAAUUUCUGUCUAAAUUUUGAAUAUUCAGGAUUUUAUGGAUAUUAGUAUUAUUGUCACUUGAUGGGUUGUUAAGAAUAUAUUUAAUUAAUCUGUUAACUGUGGUAUUUAAAUUGUAUAUAUGACUAGUGUAGACGGAGUACCAAAAUUCAAUACUAAAUUUUAAAAUUGAUUGCACUAAUGAUAGAUAUAUAAUACGUUUAUAUUGUGUACUACGUAUGUAUCUAAUAUAUUUUAGAAUAUAUAGAAUUUUCUAAUAAUUUUUGUUAAAAAAUAUAUUCAUAUAUGUACUCAUGUACACCAUUUCAAUUUAUUUUCAUAGUGUAAUCUAAGAUAUUUAAUGUUAUCUACUUCUAUUAACAAAAAACAAUUUAUUUUACAAUUUGAAUAGUUACAAGAAGAUGAGUGAACAUAUAUUUUUUUCUUAUGUUUAUCACAAUUAGUAUUAUUAAUUUUGAAGUGCAUAUAUUUAGUUUUAUUUAGAUUUAGUUCCAAUAAGUUAAUAUCAAACCAUGAUUUGACUUGAUUUACAAUCCUGAUUGUCUCAGAAUAUAUAUAUAUAUAUAUAUAUUUCACCAUAUAAUCUAUCAGACAUUAGUAUAACAUUAUCAUCUGCAAAACAAAUUAUUUUAGCAUUUAGUUUUAAGUCAGGUCAUUAAUAAAUAUUAUGAAGAACAGUGGUCUUAGGACUGUAAUUUGCAGUACACUAUAAGUUUAUUUUUAGGGAUUACUAUAUAUAUUAUUUAUUUUAACUAACUGAGUUUUGUUAAAUAAAUAGGAACUUAGUAAUUCAAAAGCAAUACCCCGAAUUCCUGAAUUUUACAAUUUUCUUAAAAUUAUUUUAUGGUUUAUUGAAUCAAAAGUUUUUUUAACAUCAAGGAAUACUCCUUUCACUUGUUUUUUAUCAAGAUUUUCAUGAAUGAAGUCAUUUAAUAUAAAAUGGAAAUUAUUAGUAGAUUUACUAUUUAUAAAACUAUACUGGUUUUUAUACAAAAAUUUUUUUUUGUCCAGAAAUCAUAUAAGUCUAGAUUUUAUACAUUUUUCUAACAAUUUAGAUUGUAAUAAAGAGAGUGGAGAUAGGGCGAUAAUUGUUACAAUUCAUUAUAUUUUCAUUUUCUUUAUAAUUGUAAAAAAUAAUUGAAAGAAUGGGACAAUGUAAGUAAAUAAUUAUUUUAUUAUUUAAAAUUUUAUUUUUUUAAUAUCUUCUUCUUCUUCUCAGGCUCAAGACAGAUAAUUAAGAUCUUUUGCUACUUAUUCAAUAUUCUUCUCCAAUACUUUUUAUCCGAUGUCAAACAAAUGCUGUAAGUAGGAUCUAUACUUGUUAAGUCUCUGUUCACCGAAUUCAUUCAUCUUUAAUAUGGUUUCUCCAAGGAUCUUUUUACAAUAGGUUUAUUUAUAAGAACGUUUCUUGUGAGACUUUCUUUUGCACGCCAUACGUGGCCAGCCUAUUAAAAUCGUUUACUAUAAAAGAAUUGGCAAAUAUUAGGUUUAUUAUAGUCUUCGUAAUUCAUCAUUUUUCUUUCUUUCUAAAGUACCUAAAUCCAUAUUAUACACCAGUCCAUGUAAUCUGCUCAGGAUUUGUAUAAAAAAUUUAUAACAUUUUUAUAAUUUUUAUACAAUAGCGAGUUUUCCUUCAUCGCUUUUUGAGCUGGCCCAUGUUUCACACGCCUAUGUUACUAUGGGGUGCAAAUACAUAGUGUAUAUGCUCUCUUUUGUUAAUUUAAUCUCUUUGAGAGAUCUCUAUGUGAUGCUAUUUUUGUCAUUAAUAUUUACAUUGAUAUUUAAAAUGAGAUGUUCAAAUGAGCUUUUUUUGUAGUUUCCUAUCCUGCAAUAACUAUAUUCUUAGUUUUAGCUUCGUUAACUUUAAAACCCAUGUUUAAACUUGCUUUGAAUAAUCUCUUUUUUUUACUUUUUUACUUUACCCUUUUUACUUCAUUUAUAGAUUUUCUCACAACGACUGAGUCACCUGCGAUGCCGAAAAUGUUUAUCCUAACUAACUCCAUAUCUCGAUUUACUUGUAUGUCCCUUUCCACUUUUUCCAGAGCAGGGUAAAUAGCACUGGAGAUAGUGCGUUUCCCGCCUCAAGCCGGUUUUAUAUUAAAAUGUUUCAAAAGUCUCUUUAAUGAAACACACUUUGCGGUAUGUCAGAAUGUUUAUUGGUUACAAAUUUGGAGCUUUACUAGUUACUUGGUGUAUCAAAACUUUUUAGUAUUGUUCAAAGCUGUUCUCGAUCAAUGAUACCAUAUGCUUGCUUUGAGUUUAAAAAAAUAAUAUGUAAGGUCUUUAUUAUAUUUGAAGAAUUUUGUUUUUAGAAUGUUAAGUAAUAAAUUCUAAAAAAGUUUAGAAAACAUGAGUUUUUAAAACGUGGCAUUCGAAAACUUGACAUUCUACGAAACAUGAUUUUUUAAAACAAUAUUAUACAUCCACAGAUAGAAAAUCUAAAAUUUCUAAAAUUCUAUGUAUAGUAUCUUUAGUUCUGAGUAAAUUGAUAACGUCAUAUAAGAUUAUGAGUGAAUCGAGGGAUCUAUUGGUUUUACUAGGAUGUAUUUUUUUUCUCUCUGUAAACAACUUUUCGAAAAGAAAUCUUGCACGUUUCGGCUUUAUUGUUUUUAAUUUUUGUUUUCUACCAGAAAUGUUGCUUCAAUUGAAAAAUUACUUAAUAUCAAUUUGGUUCCUUUUAGUAUAUAGACACUAACAUAAAAAAAAAAAAUCGUUUUUAGAUAUCCAAGUAGUUUUAACAAUAAUUGGGAAAAAUCAACAAUGUCCAGAUAUUGUAACAUAACAUUCAAUCAGAAGCGUUUAAAUGGAGGGUGUUUUUUCCAUGUCUGAGGGGUAUGUGCUAUGCUAUGGAAAUCGAAAUGUUAGCUGAACUGUUUAUUUAUUUAAUCAUGAGUAUAUACCGAUCAUAAUAUAAUUAACUAUAUUUUUAGUUGUACCUUAUACCUAAUAAUAUAAUGAAUCAUUUUUUAAACAAUUACAUUGCAAUGAAUAUUAUGAAAAUGAAAUAAAUUAUAUUUUGAACCUCUAUACUUUUAAAUAAUGAUGAUAAAUUCAAAAUUUUCAUAUGAGUUAAAGAAUAUUGCAAAUAAUUUAACUAUCUAUAUGUAUACCAAUCAAGUAUAUCAAUAUAUACGUAUAUAUUUGGAUUUCAGAAAGUGUUAUAUUAUACACUCCAUAAUAUUUUACUACUUGUUAAAUUUUAUAACAAUAAUGCCAUUGACACAUAUCGAUAAAAUAAUAAUAAAAAUACAUUUUGCGUAGGUAUUUAUAUAGAAAAAUCUAGAUGCGCAGUGUUUUAUACUUACUUAAAUUAUACAGUAACCUACAAAUUAUAGAAACAAUAAGUAGUAUUUUAUGAUUAUACAUUUCUAUCCUAAAAAAAUUUAUGCAUUCUCUGCUCGUGCACUAAUAAUAAUUAUAUUAUUAUCCUUUAUGGAUAUUACAAAUGGUAAUAUAAACAAAUCAAACUGCAUUCAUAUGGGACCUCGAGUAUACAUUUUGCAAUUUUAAUAAAAUACAUCAAUAUGUAAUCGAUUAAAUAUUGUGACAGCGUAGGUGUUUAAUUAUUUGACAUGUUUUACCAAACACCAAAACAAUUUAAACUAAGUACCUACUUAGAUUCAGAAUAUAGUGAAGUUAAGUUCAGUUAUUUUUUUAGAUUCGGGGCAAGAGAUUUAACUUUUUGAAAUGAAAUUUUGCUCCGAUGUAUAAAGUACAGUAUUUUUUCCGAAAGAAAAUUUUCUUUUGUUGAUGCAUUCAAGAGAUCAUGUUUUGAUUUUCCAAGGGAUUUUUAUAAUACUUGAAUAAACCAAAAAAUUAAAAUUAAUUAAUAUAUUUACGGAAACUUAGCAUCCCGGUUUAAUUAUUUUAAUUUUUGUAAAGAUAUUUUGUACUAGAAAUCUUGCUUCAAUUGAAAAAAACAAGAAAUCGAAUUUAUUCCAUUUUAUAUAUAAAAACUGACAGAGAAAGUAAUUUUUUGAUAUUUAAAGUAGUUUUCAUAAUAAUUGGGAAAAAUAAUAAAAAGACGAAAAAUAUGAUUUUUUUCAAAUAACGUUGCAAUGAUUUGCACGAUUUCAGUUUUUGCCUGUGACAUAUACAUAUAUAUUCAUUAUUAAUAUUAAACAAUUGUGUAUAUAUAUAUUUAAAAUUUUAAAGUAAUAUUAUAAUCUUGAUUUCCUCUGCAAACCGAUUUAUGACUACUGCUUGAACAUUCGUGUAUUAUAAACAGAAAUUGUCCUAUAUCAUUAUUACGAGGGUUGUCCCAAAAGUAAUGCACAGCGCGCUCUAGCUGUCUUGCAAUGUGAUAUUAUCAGCUGAUUUUAGUAUCAGUUUGUAGUUUGAAGUCUAACGAACACGUGCGUUUUCAGUUUUAGUUGUUUUAGUAAAGUAUGAUGAUGUGUGAGAGCGAUAACGAAAGUGAGAACAAUUCGUCGGCUCACAUUUCUGUUUUUGAGCAACGCGCAUACAUUAAAAUCGAAACGAUUCGUGGUAAAACAGUGCCUGAAAUUCAUGCCGCGUUAAAUGAAGUGUGUGGAACGGAUACUGUGGAUCGUAAUACGGUGCAAAGAUGGCAUCAGCGAUUCCGUGAUGGUCGUAUAAGUAUUGAUAACAACCCUCGCUCUGGCCGACCCUCUACGGUUACUCAAGACAACACUAACGCGGCUAUUCUCGCAACUCUACUCGAUGAAGACCGACGAAUAACGGUGAGUGAGAUAGAGAAUGAAACAGGUAUUUCAAAAUCAAGUGUUCACCGCAUUUUAACGGAAAUUCUACAGAAACGAAAGAUUGCAGCACGUUGGGUGCCUCAUUUUCUGUCACCGGAACAGAAGGAUACACGCAAAGACAUCUGCCGNCAAUAUUUGGAAGGAAAUAACAUCACCAAGAGCAAAAUAAGUUCGUCGCCAGCAAACAAAGGUGAAACAAAUGAUGAUUUUUGCUUACGAUAAACUUGGGAUAAUUGUCACUGAUCGAGUUCCAAUUGGCAGUAGUGUAACCGGGGAUUACUACAAAACAUUCCUUGCCAAAAAAUUGCGACCAGAAAUCCGUAAAAAGCGACCAGGAAUGUUACAAAAUGGUGUGUCCAUAUUGCACGAUAAUGCGCGGCCGCAUAUCGGAGCACCAGUCGUCUCUUUUGGAGAAAUAUGGAUGGAAACGCCUCAGACACCCACCGUAUUCGCCGGAUUUAAGUCCCCUGGACUUUGAUUUAUUUCCAAAACUGAAGGAACCACUUAGAGGGAUCCGUUUUCCCAACUUAGAUAUACUAAAUGAAGAAGUAAGCCGAAGAAUCCGUGAACUCAACAAAUAUGGCGUCCUAUGCGGCAUUCAAGCGCUCCCGAAACGAUGGCAAUCGUGUAUAAACAAGCAGGGAGAUUAUAUCGAAGGUCUAUAAUAUUGUAUUUAGUUUAAAAUAAAAACUUAUUUAUUCAGAGCAAAUUGUGCAUUACUUUUGGGACAACCCUCGUAUUACUAGUAAAGCUGAUAAUAAUACCCAAGAAAUAAUAAAUGAUCUCCCUAAACUAUCAUCUAGACAAUGUUUCUUUUCAAAAAUAGUUCCAUAAGUAAAAAAAAACAAAAAAACCAUCUUUGUAAUAUAAUAUUCAAUAUAACAAUAUAAUAUUCUUCGCUACGUUUAAAAUCCAAAAUUCCAAUAUUAAUAUUAAAACUAGCAGCAUAAAUUAUUCCCUGCGGAACGCAAAUUUGCUGUCUUACGUUUGUAGGAUGAAAAUAGCACAUGCAGGUAUUAGGUCUUCUUAAUAUUUAAAUAAUAAUAUAUAAUUAUAAUAUUAUGUUUCAAAUGUGUCAGUAUUUAAGUUAUAUACGGUGCUUACUGAUUAGGGUUGUUGUUAAAAUUGUUUCCGAUUAAUGUGCACCUAUAUUUUUUUAAACUCUAAUUAUUGUUUACGAUUCUCUUCGGUCUCGGUGAAUUAAAAUCGUUGAACCAUACAAGGUUGGAAGAAUCUAUUCAGCAAAUAUGCAUGAACGAAAAAAAAAAUACAAAUGUGAUACACGAAUUCAACCUGUUUGAACAUCAUUUUCGUGGAAACAAUGAUGUUUUGAAGAGGAAAAAUGCAAAAAAAAAACGCAACAUGCAUAAAUGUCAUACCUACCCAAACUACGAUUUAAUAUUCGGUUGAGUGAUUAUUACUAUUAUUAAGAGUAUAGUAUCACAUUGUAUAUAUAUUAUAUAGUAUAAAAAAAAUUACCUUGACGGCAAUUUUCCCACGCUCUUUAAGCUAUAUCUAAUCAAAUUCGAAUCAGAUUUGGCGCAUUAGACUAUUUGAGUAUUAUACUGCGCUUAAUUCAUUGCGAUUGAUAUCUAGAAAAAUAAAGCAAGACAGAGAGCAGGUGAUGCGUAUUGAUACUGCUGCUGGGUGUACACAGUUUUUAUAGAUGUGUGGUGAGAAAGAUAGGAUAUAUAGAGUAAUUUAGUUUACAUCUGUAUAUAAUGAUAAUCAAUUGCUAACCAAAAACGAUUCUGAGCGGAGUUCAGUUAAACGUGUUUUAAAAUGUCGCUAUUUUUAUGAUUUUUGUCGAAAUAUGAUAUGAAUAUAAAAUAAGAUUUUAAAUAUAAAAGUUCACAAACAAUGGAGAAAGCACAUCAUAGUACAAUUUUCGAAUAAUGUACGAGUAUAAAAUUAUUUAAGCUAUAGGUAGGUGUAAAAUUAGUUUAGAAGUUCAAUAAUUAACUAUAAAUCGUAAUGGUUUUUACAUGAAUUAACACAAUAUACCUAAUAUAUAUUCAGUGAUUAAAGAUGGGAAAAACUUCGAAGUGGGAUCAUUUCUAAUGAAAAUUCCCGAGAGCGAAUAAGCCCAGCCAAACUUCCAGAAUACCCACAUUGGAGAUAAGACUUCUCAAAUGUUCUUUUUUACACAUAAAUCUAUUCAUAAAAAAUAUAUACGAUCGUACGUAUUAUAUGCCUGCUCAAUAAAAAUAAAGUAGAACAGAGUCUGAUUAUAGUAAUUAGUUAUUAUUUUGUAAAACUAAUUUGAGUUAUUCAAAUUUUAUUCAAAAUGCCUUAGUGACAAUAACUAAGGCAUAACCUUGGAUUUCAAAGACUUGAAUUAAAGGAAACAGAUAUUUUACCUUUAAUAAAAAGACGGACUCUAUCCCUUUUCGUCUUUCCGUUUUAACCACUCUAUAUCAUAAUCCGAAUUUUAUGUGUGCUCGCGAUGAGUACAAUUUACUAUACACAUUAAUUAUUACCUACAUAGCACUUAUCGAGCUUCUACAUUUUAUUCGUAAACAUUUUUUUUUUAUUUUGACAUAUAACGUAUAUUGCUGAAAAAGACGUGUUUAUUUACUAAUAAAAUAUGAUAUCACAUUAUAUAUCAAACUCGUAUGCUCGGCCUUCUAUUAUGAUGAUAGUUAAUGAUGGCAUUGACACAAUCGUUUAACAAACAGUAUAAUAUAUGUAUAAUAACUAACUAAUAAUGUUCAUUCAAUCAAUGUUUGCAGUUAUUUUUCUAAUUUAUUAUGAACGGUGAUGGUAAGACCCGGCGUAUGAUAAAUGAAAUUGAGCUGGUUAGGUUAUCCACGGUCGAUAGCAUGAUCCUGGGGGCGAUAAUGAGUUUUCAAUAUAAAAGUAGCGUAUAAUAUGCGUCGGCUAGUGUAUUGUGUCGUCCAAUGAACUCUCAGUUUUAUAUUAUGGUGUAGCUGAAAAUAAAAAAAAAGAUGUUUUAGAAAAUAAGGAAAAAAUUAAUGCUUAAAACAAUUAUUUUUAAGAAAUCUCGCAAACAUAAUAAGUUAGGUUAGGUUAGGUUAUCGGCAUAAUUUAAAAUAUUUAAAAAUAAUUAUUAUAACUUAAGUGUUUUUAUUAAAGGGCUGCAGUGAAUUCAACGAUGCGUAAACUUUUAACAAAGAAUUUGAAAUUCUCCAUCAAAAAAAAAAAAAAAUGAUAACAAUAGUUCAAAAUGCAUUUAAAAUUUAGAAAAAAAAAAAUUGUAAAUUCAGUAAAAUUAUAACGUUUCCGAAUACUAAUAUAAUGAAAUGGUGUACAUUAAAUAGAUAAAUCAUAGAGUUCAUAAAUAUUUAUUUAAUCAUACCGAAUUAAAAAUGUACAAAAAUUUGAUUAAAAAAAAUAUAUUGUUUUUUGUAGGUAAUAAAAAAAUGUAUAUAAAGUAGUAAAAAAAAAGGUUUAAUAAAUAAUAAAAAAUCAAAAUUGAGUUGAUUGUUACAUAAUUCGAAAUUUUUACUGAGAAAGCUACGUCUUAUAUUAGUUCUGUUCUUAUAUAUUUAAGUUAUAGAGUGGGUUCACAUAAUUAUUAAAGAGCUUAAAUUUUGCGAAAUACGCAUUUGGAUGAAAAAAAACAAAAAUGGUCACGUUGCGUUACACCAAGAUCACUUUUAAAAUAUAUUUGAAAGUGAAUUUGGAAACUUCUUUCAAAUUGAUCAUUUUCAUUUUUUCGAAAAUAUUGUGAAAAGUUCCCUAUAAGACUCCUUAAAUAUUUGAUUUGUAUUAAAUUCUGUUAAUUAUACACUAUUGUUAUAAUUUAUUUAAAUGAAACUUUAUUUCAUGUUAAUGACAUUAUUCGUUUGCAGCGAAAACGUGAUCUCAGUGACUUAUAAAUAACGUAUACCUAGCUAUACUAUUAUUGUAGAAUAGCUUACGAUCUUCCGGUUAAAAAUCACCAAAUUACUCGUGGACGAUAAAUUUAAUUCACACAAAUUUGCUGACAUUAAAAAAAAUCUGAAUUCACACUAUUAUGUAGGUUUUAAAAUUUGAUUUUUUUUCCCGCUCUUUAUAAUAAUAUUAUAUCCUAUUAAUAUGUGUGAAAUUAUUUGAAAUACAAAAAAUAAAAUACUCAAGUGACCUUGAUGAUUGAUAUUGAAAACCACCAUUUUUUGUAAACCACAGCAAAUUCCUUGCAUCAUCGUAGUUGUGGUUCACGUUUCAACAGACCGUAUCUCGGGUAAUGUUAUGCAAUUAUUAUUUUAUUUUUUUUUUUUUAGUAAAAAUUUCUCGCACGGGUGUUCAUUAUUAUUAUUAAAGUCUUAUUAAUUCGUAAAAACUUGAGAGUUUAUUGAAUUAAAAAAUAAAUAAAUAUCGCGUAUUUUAAUUAUUUACUUAUAAUUUUGUUUUGUAAGCAACUAUAUAGGUAGGUACAUAGUUUGUAUAAUACUUGCACAAAAUACGUAUAAUAUGUAUAUAAACGCCUAAUUAUUCUAUGUACGAGUAUAUACUGUUGAAGUAAAUAAUUAACACAUUAUAUUCAUUAUUAUUAGGUUGUAUAAUUAUUUUACUAUAUUAAAAUAAUAUUAUGCAAGUCCAUUUAAUAUUAUGUAGUUGGUUAAUGAUGGUUUUAAUAAUUGAUUUGUAUUAUUAGUAUUUUCAAUAAGCACAAAUGAUUUUAUGUAUAACCGUUGUUCUCAAAAACGUCAUUUGAAAAAAAAAUGUAUAAGUAAUAUUUUUUCAUCGUUUAAUUUUUUAAAAUGUUAUUCUCCAUAAUAUACAGGUCGUGACAUUGUCAUUGUACGCUUACUUUGGUGCCCAACUGAUCGGCGCUCAAAUGUUGGAACCGCCCCCCGAAUGGGGUUUCAAAGAUUUCAAAGAGUUCGAUUUAUACGUGCCGGUUUUGACGAUUAUCGAGGUUUGGGGUUUUUUUUUUAAUAAUCAAUUGAAAUUAGUGACGAGCACUUCGAAAUAUUUUAUAUUGAAAUAUGCAAUAAUAUAAAAUAUAAUUAUAAUAGAUAAAUUAUCGAAUGUUUUAUUCAAAUAUUUGUUUCCAUUAUCUGAUCUUUUUGUUUGAGAAAACUCGAAUAGUUCAAAUGUAAUAAAUUCUUCGGUUGUGUCAUCACUAAUUUAAAUUAUACUUACGGCUCUAAUUUUAUGUUUUUGAACGCCUGUUAUACUCUAUAAUAUAUCUACUAUUUCAUAGUUUUGCUUUUUCGUUGGAUGGCUGAAAGUGGCGGAAGUUCUUAUCGGACCAUUCGGGGAAGACGACGACGAUAUUGAGCUUAACUGGUUGAUCGAUCGACACAUAAAGGUAAGCAUCACUUAUCAAUCUAUUAUUUUUAUUAUUAUACCUAAUUUGUGUUGUAUCAAACGUUUUUAAUUGUGCAAGUUAAAAUGAUGCUCGUGAUAGUAUAAUAAUUAGGGUUGGGUGAUUCGAUAUCGCGAUAACUUUAAUAAAGUAUUAUUAUAGUAAUUUUUUUUUUUUAGAUUCUGGCUGAAGCGAGGAAUUGGUUUUAAUAUAUGUUUAUUUUUUUUUUCUGUGAACAACUUUUCUACCAGGAAUUUUUUGCUCUGAUAUUAAAGGGUAGCAUUUUUUCUGAAAAGAAAUUAGACUGGGGUGUUACUUUAGGGAGCUCGUUUUUAAUUUUCCAGGGGUUUCAUAAUAAAUGUGAACAACUGGGAAAAAAUGUAGAAAAAACGGAAAAAUUAACGAAAUUUAUUAUUUUAAUAUCGUAAAUAUUACGGCCUUUUAAAACAUGUAAAACUGAACUCCGCUCAGAAUCGUUUUUCAUUAGCAAAGACAUUAGCGUGCAAAUUAACAUUCAAUUUCUUUCUAUAUCCGACCUUUCCAACUUCUCACCUACAACAGUUGCCCACCUACGGUGUGAAGUAUGUCCGUAUCUAUUUUUAUAAAGGGCUCUACACUUUUACAUGGAAAUUUAUUUUUGAGAUCUUCUAUCACAUAUAUUAUACAUAUAUAACAAAAAAAAUUGUGGAAAUCAUUACGUAAAUUAUUAUUUAAAUUAUAGUUAUAAUUAGUAGAGAGCCAAUAUAACUUUUUUCCUAUACUCAGUAUUUACCAAUUUUGUUCAUGCUAAUUUUUUAAACAAUUUAUUCUUAACAAUCAUUCUUUGAUUUACAUUACUAAAGUAGACAGUUUUUUAUAUUAUAUUAUUAUCAAAAUCGGAUGUUUAUUAAAAAUAAAUAAAAAAAAAAAAAAAAUUUCGAGUCCAAUAUUUUUUUUGAAAAAAAAAACCGAUAUCUGAUAUUCAGAUAUCCUCAAUAUCGGCCAAUAUACGAUAUCGGUUUAUGUCGAUACUCACCACUAGUUAUAAUAUUAUUACUUUAAAAAAAAAAAAAAAGAAUUUAAUUUAGAUUAUAACGUGUAUUGUGCACUAUCGCAGUCAUCUGAGGUUAAAUAAUAACAUGAAAAUGCUUAUUUUUUACUCAUAAAUAGUUUUAAUACUUAAUAGCCAGUAGGCUUUUUAACGAUAUAUAUAGUAUUAUAGGUAUUAGGUACCUAUUAGGUACGUCUAUAUAUUGCGACCAAAACGGCAUAUUUUUUUAAAUCUUUCAACAAUGAUAGUAAAAAAAAAAAACUAAACAUUCUUAUUCUAUAAUAUACUCGUAUAUUAUAUGUUUUAUAUAUUUUUAAAAUUUAAACAAGUUUGUCCAGUUUUUGUUUACAUACAUACAAAUGCAAUUUUUUUUAUAUUAUUUUAUUUAUUUUUAUUAGGUAUAUUAUUAUUGUUAUAUUUUUAAAUAAAAUAAUAGCUUUGUGUAACUUUCGCCCGUUGCAGUACCAUGAUAAUAAUAUAGUCAGCUAUUGAAACCAAACAUAUAUAAUUUAAGGUACAUAUGAAAUGACAUGAAGAUAUUAUAACAAACUGUAGUGGACAAAUGUUUUCUGAACUACCGAACGAAUGUUAUUUGUUUUGUUUUUUUUUAAUUCUCGUUAGUAAAUAAUUUAAAACAUUAUAAAUUCACUUGUACAAUAUACAAUGUCCCCAGUUUUUUUUUCUUGGUAUAUGUAAGCGCAUAGGCGUAACUGAACAGGAGGCCACGUUCCCCUAAUGAUUUUUUUUUCAUUUAUCGCGUUCAACGAUGAUGGUACCUAAAAUACCUAUUGCAUUAUUAAUGAAAAACCUAAUUAAGUUAUAAUUAGGGUCGAGGUCAUAAUUUAUUAAUAACCCUUUGAUUUGUUUGAUUUUUUAAUCAUAAAAUUAUAUAACUUCAAAAUGCUGUUGACUUUAAUCUUAAACGUGAUAAGGUUUACGGAAUAUAUCUUUAUUUGCUUGUUUUUUUUAAUGGGAUUUUUACUACUAUUGUUGCAGUAAUCUAACGAUUUAUUGGAUACGAUGAUAAUAUUUUUGAAAAAUAUGCAGUAGUUGUAUGGGUAAUUUAUUUGCGAAAAAUUCACGAUUGAUAAUAAAUAAACAGACUUAUGAGUAAUCAGUAGGUACUUAGAUAUAUCAUAUGUUGCUUAUAUAAACUAUUUUAUCUGUUAAAAUAUUUUCUGUAUUAAAAAAAUAAUCACUUUUGAGUAGUUGAGUAGCAGAUUUUUGUCACUACAUAAAGUUUAAUUAUCCAUUGUCUAUAUUUUAGUAUAGACAUAUUGUUUAAUAAAACAAUAAUACUACUUAAAAUUGUGGGAACGUGGUAUGAAAGUUUGAACCCCCAAAAGGAACAUCCUUGAUACUAAAAUCAUGUAUGCACACAAUUUUAUCUCCUGAUUUCAUUUGAGUAAUCUUUAUAGGAGCGUUAAAUGCUAAAAAAACACUGUGCAUAAAGAUCUGAAAAUUUAACAGAAAAUUCAUCUUAAGUUAAAAAACAUACUGUAUAUUAUAUCAUAUUUAGUUCGACUUAUGUCAUUUUUUUAUGUAUAAGCAAUAAGUUCAAAUUUUGACAAAAAUAGUAAAAUUCAUGGCAUUUCAAAACAAAACAUGUUCAACCAAACAUUGUUCAAAAUUGUUGAUCAUAAUGAUCAACGAUAAAUCAAUGAUAAUUAUUAACAUUUAUUUAUUGUUGUGUACAAAUAUAAAUUAAAUAGCUUUAUAUAUCCUCUCUUCAUAACUUCAUACCUAAAAUAGUGGCAUCAGCAAUAUUAGAUUUUUUUGUCUUUUAUUUAUUUAAAAAUUUUAAACAUCUUACAAUGUUAUGACAUAUCAUAUUUACCGUUUUACCAAUAAUUUUCUAUCCGGUUUUCCCAAUUAUUUUGAAAACAACUUGAAAAAACAAAAAGUGACCUCUCUAUUACACCAACUAGAGAAAAUUACCUUUAAAAUUUAAAAUAAAGGAAUCCUAACUGAAAAAAAUCGUAUUUUUGUCUUUUUAGUUUUUCUUAAUUAUUAUAUUAAAACUACUUUGGAUAUCGAAAAACGACUUUCUUUAGCAAUAUUUCUGGUAGAAAACAUAAUUUAUAUCCAUUAAAAAUAAUGAUAAAGGUAAUGGUGUAGCGCACUGUAAAUAUUUACCAUUUCAUUUAUAAUUUUUUUCGGGUUUUACCCGAAUUACUAUGAAAAUCCCUUGAAAAAUCAAGAGAUGACCAACUAGACUAAAAUAGCUAUCAGAAUAGGUGCUAUACUCUAUACAUCGAAGAAAAAUUUCUUUUCGAAAAGUCGUUUACUAACAAAAAAAAAACACACAUCAUUGUAAAACCAAUAGAUUCCUCGCUACUUUCAAAUCUAAAAUAAUUGUUGUAAAUUACUAUAAUAUUGUAAAACUAUAUUUUGAUAGAUAUACUCGGUUUUAAACUGUCAUAUACUCAAAUCAACAGUUCUCAAUUUUUUGGAUUCGAAGUAUAGCGACUAGUAAAGGAUCUAUUGGUUUUACUAAAAUGUAUGCGGUUUUUUUUUUUUGUGUACAUGCAAAUUUUUGAAAAUAAAUCGUUUGAGAGUUUUUUUGUAGUUUUUAUUCGGUUGAACCUACUCCGUGGAUAAAAUUGUUAGACCAAGCAGAAAUGCAUACAAAUUAAUAGGAUCUUCAAUUUAAGUCAUACUAAGUGGUCAAAAAAAAUAUUGAGUGUAAUAUAUAUAUUUUUUUUAUAUAAAAUUUUAAAAUCAAAUUUUUAUGAAAUGGUAAAUAUUACGGCCUUUCAAAACAUGUGUAACCGAACUUCACUCCAAAUUGUUUUUCGUUAGCAAUGGUUUAUUGUUGCUUACAAAUAUAAAUUAAAUAAGUCUAUGUAUCCUACCUUCCCAACUUCCCGUCUACAUUAUUGGUCGCACCCGUAUCAGCUCUUUUUUAUUCAGACCUCCCUAAAAUGAAAUAUUUUUUUCUCGCUUCUCACAAAUAAUAACAAAAAACCUUAGGUUUGACAUUACGAAAAUAGUUUGUGCGAAUAAUUUACUAACAUUUAUUGAAACAGAUGUUGUAAUUGUUUCGUACAUUUCUUUUUGACAAGUUGAGUGUGGAACGAUAUUUUAUAUUUUAAUACGGCUACUAUUAAAAGUCAUGUUUUACAUAAAUAAGAAAUUGCAAAUGGUAUUUUAACCGUAUACGCAAAACUUCUUUCUAUAGUUUUAUGAUAUUUAUUAUAAUGUGUUUUUCUCCAAAUUCGUAUUCGAAAAAUCGUAUUUGUUAGGGAUCAAUUAUGGUUUCCUCGCUUUUUUAGAAAAUAUUUCACGAAAUUACUUUUAUAAGCCGUCGGAUGAUGUAUACUAUGCUAGGUGAUUCAUUUAAGUGGGUACACUCAUUAUUUCAGAAAGUAUUAACUUUUUCUGGUAUUUGUUUUCUAAAAUAUUUAAGAAAUAAGCUGCUCUACAAUAUUAUAUUUAUGUUAAUUUUUAUCACCCUUAUUUUUGGGGGUAAAACCACCUCUUACUGUUAAUUUUCAAAUAGUAAUCUAUAUUAAAAAUUUCAUAAAUAGAUGGAAUAUUAGUUAAAAUAAAUAUUAGUGUUGAAGUUUUUGAUUUUUGUCAAACCAUUGACCAGAUAUUCGACUUUUAAGUUUGGGUUGGAGGAGAGUAGUGGUGCGUUAUUAAUACGCCGCACGCUGUAUCGCCACACAAAUGAUACUCCACUACUCUCCUCCAACCUAAACUUAAAAGUGGAAUAUUUCGUGUACAGAUCGACGGAAAUCAAAAAUAUCAACACUGAAAUUUAUUUUGACUAAUAAUCCAUCCAUUUAUGGAAUUUUUAAUAUAAGUUGCCAUUUGAAAAUCAAAAGUAGAUAAUGGUUUUACCACAAAAUAUAAGGGCGACAAAAAAUAAUAUAAAUAUAAAAUUGUGGAGCAGCUUAUUUCUUAAAUGUUCUAGGAAACAAAAUCAUUCGGUAUAUUUUACGCCACGAAGUAGCAUGCCCUGAAAUGUUCAAUGGGAGGAGAUUAGUAAACAAUAAUCAUGAUUCAUGAAUAAAUUGUAGAAGUUUUCUGUAAUACCAAACCUAACAACAAAAAUUUAAAAACAGAAAAAAUCAAAUUUUUACUAUAUAUAUCAAGGUUUUUUUUUAAAUUUGGUUGAAAUAUAUAAUUUCAAGAUAAAACUACUAAAUGAAUACCUACUCAUAGUUGUACUUUUAAGCAAAUUUGGUAAUGAGAGUAAUAACACCUAAUAUCUUACGCAGGGUUUGCGCAGGGGCUCUACACAUCUCAAGUGAGGCGCACCUCGCAGCUUAGGAACCGUUGGUGUAGAUAUAAUUUAGAUAGACAAAUAAAAUUUAAUACAGACAUCAGAGCAAGUAUUUUAUUAAAAUUUAGUUUAAAAUAUUAUUACAUAACGAAAAAAUUGUUUUUUGAUAAUUUUGUGCGUUUUAGAUUAUACCUAUGUGUAUUCAAAUCUAAAAUAAAAAUAAUAAAAAUUAUUCAACUUACUGUAAUACCGGUUUAACGAUUUGAGAUUAUAUACUUAUAUAUUAUACGUUAUGUCAUAAAAUUGUCUAGUCUAAUUUUUCAUUUUACACCUACUUUGAAAUGAUAAAAUAUUUGAAGUAUAAUAUUAGUAAUAUUAAUCUUAAUUCAGUAAAAAAAAAUUGUUCUAACUACGCGUAGACAUUGCACGGUUAAUAUAAUUAAAAAAUUAUAUUUUAAUACCAAUAGUAUUCAAAAUUACAUGAACCAAUUUGUAGGUAGGGAUAAGGUAUUUUACUCACCGUAAUAUUUAUCGCGUGGAUUUUAAAACCGUGCAUUCUAGUACUUAUAGUAGCUACUAUGUUAAAUACAAUUAUUUCUAAAGUAUAAUUAUUGUAUAUUACGUGGUAUUUGGAAGGCAGUAAGUUUUUGAGAAUAAACAUAUCGGCGUUGAUUCUAACAUUAAAAAUAUUAUGACUUUAAGAACGUAAAAAAAAAAAAAAAAAUAAACAACAAUAAUAAUCAACAAUAACAAAAAAUGUCGGUUACAAAACUAUUUGGCGUAACGAACACGUCAUAUUAAACGAUUCUUUGUGCGUUUAAAAAACAAAUCAUACAUUCGUACCUACGUUCAUAAUAUUAUAGUGCUUAUACCACAAAUGAUAAAAUAUAUUAUUAUUUCGUCGGGCGUAGGCGUUCGGCGUACAUAUAUUAUAGGUAUACAGGGUGAUAAUUUUAUCAUGAACUGGCGAUUAUCAGCUAUAUAUAAUCGUACGUAUAAAUUGUUUUUUUCUUGUAAUUUAAUUUGAUUUUGAUAUUUUUUCACGAGGCAAUUACAGCUCGGAGGAUUGUGUUAUCACUAUACCACAUUACCACACUUAUAUCACACAAGUUAUAGGAAGGUUAAAUUAUCAAAAAUGUACUUUAAUAUUCCUGACAAUAAUGUUAUAAUAUAUUGUAAUUUAUUAAUUCUCCGCCCAAAAAGAUAAAUUACAAAUACAUAGUGUCGACUUAAAAACUUAAAAACUUAUCUGAAUGACAAAUAGUCACAAGUAAAGAAUAAAUAAACAUUGUAAGUAACUAAAAUUAAUAAAUUAGUAACUGUAAUCAAAUUGUGUGUGUACAUUUUGAAUAGCUGUAAAAGGAUUUUUCAGAAAUUGUUUGAUUUUAGUGUUUUCUGAAUAUGUUGGUUUCAAUAAGCCAAUAUUAUCUAUAAUGUAGCCCAUAGAAAUAAUUUCAAUUUAAAUACUAUUAAAAAAUUCAUAAAUUUAUUAAAGAAAAUUAAUACACAGCUCACCAAAUAAUGUUGUCAACUAUUGUAGUAUGAAAUAUCAAAAUAUAUUGUCUAACGAACUCGCUAAAAUUCUAAACAAUAAUACAAAUAAUGUCAACAUUGUUUUUAAAACUAAUAAUAAUUUAAUUAAACAUAUAAACAAUAGGACUAAAAAGUUCACAAAAUUCCCCCUUCUUUUAAAAAUACUGGUAUAAUAACAUUUACAUUAAUUCAGUUUUAAAAGAAUUACACAUACACAAUGAAAUAAAGAAAAAUAGUUUUAAUAAUAUUUUUAAUGUUGAAACCGGUUUUAAGAAUAAUAUCUUAUUUCAAUACAUUUUAGAUAAUAAAUAAUAACCAAAUAAUUUAUAUUUCUUAACAUAACUAUGUCUAACUUAUAACUAAUUUUAAAUAAUCUCUCCUAUUAAAAUAAAUUGUUUCUAUAUUCUAUGUAAAUCGGCCAAUUUGUAAAUUUUUGUUUCUAUGUGUUCCUUCAUUUAAUUUUUUAUAUUCAAUUGCGUUUUACAUUUUGACUGUGAUAUACCUGUUGAUGAAUUUUUAAUUCGAAAUCGGUCGUAUAAUACACUUAUCAUAAUACUCCAGGCAACUCAUUAGUUAACUAAUUAAUUGUAUUUUCAUGUAUACAUAUCAAGGUUAAAUAUAAUCCACACUGUUUUCUUUUUAAAAAUGUAUUAAUUUUUUAAUCAAUUUAUUUUUAUUUGCAUUUAUGGAUUUAUUUUAUAUUUUUGUUCAAAUCUAUUAGAUUUUGAGUGAAGCGAGAAAUGUAUUGGUUUUUUAUAUUGAUUUUUUUGUUUAUAUUUACCACUAAUGAAUUCAAAAACUAGAUUUAGUUCGUUGAAUAUGGACAGUAUUUACAUUUGAAUUGUGAAUACUGUUCAUCUCAAGUUUGAUUUAAAUUUUGUGGAAAAAUUACAAUAAGAACACUUUUCCAUAAUUAAAAGAAAUACAAGUCAAUCUUUGAGUAAUUCCCUUAAAGUUAAUCGAAUACUAUGUGAGUAAGUUUUCUGAGAUAAUUGCUGGUUCAUGAUAAAAAAAUCACCUUGUAUAGUGUGGGUAUCCACGGUCGAUCGGACAAUGGUCACCUACCGCCUAUUAUAAUACAAUUGUGCGUGCGUUUGUUUAUUAUAGGCGGCGUAUAUGAUCGUGGACGAAAUGCACGAAGAACACCCGGAACUACUGAAGGACCAGUAUUGGGACGAAGUAGUGCCCAAGGACCUGCCGUACACGGUGGCUUCAGAACACUACAGACGGGAAGAACCCAAGGGAUCUGCCGAGCAGUACAAGGUCAAAGAGUCAGAUUCACUGUACGCCAACAUGGCACCGGUGCACCAUAUGCACAGGAAGCCCGCGGUGCCCGAGGACAUGUACGCGGACUACGUAAGUAUGCCUAUAUAUAAUAUAAUAUUAUACCGGAACAAAGUAAUAAACGCGGUGUAAUUUAAUUCCUCAAGUUGUUUUGGGCUACGACCGGUGAUUAAAGAGAGGGGGGAUGCAAAGUCUCCCUUUUUAUUUAAGGUAAAAUUUUUCGUCUUCUGUAGCUUAAGCAAAAUUUAAGUUCAAUUAUUGGGGAUGCUGAAAUUAUGUAAUGCACACCGCACACCAACCUGUGAAAGCUACGCUCCUAUACCUCCAAAUAUCGUACCUUUGACCUUAUUAAAGUCAUAAAGUAUUUAGUAAUAAAUAGAUUUAAAAACAUUUUUUAUUUGGUAAUUUCUGUUGAAACAAUCAUUCAAUUUUGAAAUUUUAGGCGUUUCAGCACCCCAAAGCACCCCUAUAGUUGUUUAUAUGGCUUUUAAUUUAAGGCUUCGAAGACUAGAAAGGGAACGUUUCAAUGAACAAAUAUAUGUGGAAUAAAAACAUUUUGAAAGUCUUGAAUUGUUUUCAUGAUGAAUUUCCUGAAAGGGUUGAAGAGUUUAAUUAGUUAUCAGAAAUGUACUUCAAUUUUAGAUUCUGAGUGAACCGAAGAAGCAUAUGGUUUUACAAAAAUGUUUAUCUAUUUUAUUUUUGUGUGAACAACUUUUCUACCAGAGAUAUUGCUCCGAUUUUUUAGUGUAGCACCUUUUUUUGAAAGGAAAUCUGACCAGGAAGGUACUUUAAGGAAUUUUUAGAUUUUCUCAAGAGUUGUCUCAACAAAUGUGAAAAGCCAAAAAAAAAAAAAGGAAAAACAGGAAAAUAUAAAAAGUUUAGGUAUUAGAUGAAAAAUAUUUCGACCUCUAUUUUCCUGUGAACGACUUUUCUACCAGUAAGUUUUGCUCCAGUUUCGCUCCCGGUAUAGGUCAUGAUCAGUAUUUGAUAUCCUCACAAAUACAGUGCGCAAUCACAAUACGAUAUUUUUUGUACAAAGUAUACUUGGGAUACCAUGGUAUUGAAGAUUUAUUGCGAGUUUUUCAUGUUCGAGGGUCUGCAAAAUCUUAAUGAAGUAUACAGCCUGAGAAGUUUUUUACCCUUGUAAAAUAAUUUUUACUGCCGAUGAAUUGCGACUGGUAGCACGGCUUUCUUAUUCAGGAUCGAAACUAAGUACAUUUUGUUUUCGCGAUUUCUAUUUUUAUCAUAAUAUACGAGUAUUUAACAGAAUAAAACAGUGUUUUCCAACACUUUUUUAGACAUUACACGGACACUUUAAGUGUUUAUACGGAUCACUCUAAAUACUAUUCGAUAAAUUACAAACCGAACCAUUGUCGACAUGAAUUCUUGAGGCAUUUGAUUUUUGUUUGUAUUCUCGGAUCAUUGAAUAAACUCGGAAUUCAUAUUUAAUCUUCUCUAAAAAAUAUCUUUUUCGUAUGGAUUUAAUCGUGUGUGUUGAUGUCUAGGAAACAUUUUUAAAACUUUCAAAAUUUGUUUUGUUGAAUUUCGUGAUUAAACGGUUCAUUAUAAGCCGGUCACAAGGUUGUCCAAGGAGGUUAGAAAUACUAUUAUGGUUCAUGGGCAGUAAAUUGGUAAAAUAUCGUUAAUAUUUACAAAUAAUAAUUUUAGUUUCAUCCAGCUAUGUGGGUUUUACUCGAAUAUUAUAUAAACAUACGUGGCGUGUAACCACAGUCUCGGACCCUACCGUGGACAGAUUUCGGCAUGGUAUACCUUACCUACGGGUGAAACGUAUAUCAUAAUUGUUUUUUUUUUAUUUGGAUUAGACACGACAAAAUUGUCCGUAAUAAACAUUAUAUAAAUUAUCAUCAUUCAAAAAUCUUACAUCUUUUAUUAAAACAUAUUUAAUAUUUAGAUACGAAAAAUAAUAAUUUUGUCCAUCUAAAGUUCUACUUCCGACCACUAUGCGGCGGCCGUAAGGCAGACUGACGAGAUUAAUGAACCCGGACGGGUGGUAGCGCGCGCGUCUACCAAGCUACGUGUGCGUGUGCCGUCUAUGUGCGUGCGCGCGCGCUUGUGUGUGCAGUGUGUGUACGCGUUUGUGCGCCUACGUUUGUGUGUACAUGAAUCUACUACGGUGUAAUAAUAUAAUAUAUAUAAUAUUUUUGUUUUGGCUUUUUUUUUCUUCCCGCCAUCCUCCCCCUACUCCUCUUCAAUAGUAAUAAUAAUAUGUAGGUACCUCCGAUCGAAGGUCAAGUGGUCGUGAAGGAAUGCAUAUCGGGGUCCCACGGGUAUAUUAGCUGCAACAGUAUUACAGGUAUAUCUACAUAUUAUGUAUCAUUCACCGCAGUGAUAUUUUAUUAUUCCGGCACUACUCUCUUAUAAUAUACUACUUACUGUACAGUCGGUCCCAUUAUUAUCGUAAUAAUUAUUCGCUACUACAAUAAUAUUAUUCAUAAUAUAUACUUAACCACGGUUCGCGCAUGUUAUUUUAUCGUCUUACACUAUAUUAGCCGAUUCAACAAAUGAAAAUAUUCAAAUAUUGUAAUUAUUGUCCGUUGGGCCCGAUUAUUAGGUUCUGAGUGAAGCUAGGAAUUUAUUGGUUUUAUUAUAACGAGUUUUUUAAAAAAAAUUUUUUAUUUAAGAGCUUUCUACUAGAAAUCUUACACCAGCCAAAAACUUUAUAAGAACUUUCUUGUAUAUUUUUUGAUCUCGUUAAUGCAUUAAGGAGGUCAUUUAUUUAUAUCUUGUAAUUUUCUUAAUAAAUGAGAAACAUUGGACAUAAUUGUUAAAUUUUGGGGUGAAUAUGAUUGUUUUUGAAGUUUAAAUAAAGAGUAAUAAAUUCUGUUUUAAAUUAUGGUAAAAUCUAAACCGUCGAAGUUUUCAAGAGGAUUUGAUCUAUCUCUAAAGCUCCUUAGCCUUAUUAAUGAUUAACUGACAUUUGAAAAUUCAUCAUAAUACCUAUCUUUAAUUAAUGAAGAUAAGAGUGCCGAAAUUAAGUUAAUGAUAUGUUACCACUUAGAAUAACAGUAGUACGGCCUCAGUAACAGGAUAAGACACGUUUUUUACGUGAUAGCAACAUUCUAAUAAAAUAACAAAAAGAGAUUGCUCAUAGAAAAUAUAAUGUAAAUUUAAAAAUGUUCAGUGUAUACUGUAAAUUUUACAUCAGAAUGAAAAUCAAUUCCACAACUUAUCGAUUCGAUAACUCUGUGUUUGAAAACAUUUUUCAUUUUACACAAUCGAUAGAAAGUUAUUAGCUUUAUAACAUUGCGUACAACCCGACAUGGGUGUAAAGAAGAAGCUAUUAAUUCUAUUAACAUUGAUUUUUUUAUCAGAAAACGCUAUCUCGAUUUGUUAAAAACGCUCAUAUUUUUUCACAUUACACCUUGAAUAAUACGAACUGUAUUUUUUUUUAAAAAAAAAGCUAUUUUUAAGAAAGUGAAAUGCUCCGAUUUUUUAUGUGCAGUUCCUAGAAAAAUAUAAAAUAACAUUUUUUUAAAUUGUUAACAGUUCACUUCCUAGAUUCUCCCGAACGGAGCGAGGAAUGUAUUGGUUUUACAAUAAUGUUUUAAAUUCUGAGUGGAACGAAGAAGCUUAUGGUUUUACAAGAUGUUUAUUAUUUUUUUUGUCUAUGCUCAACUUUUCCACCAAACGACUUACUCCGAUUUUUAAGUGUAGCACCUUUUCAGAAAGAAAAUCGGUAGAGGGGGGUCUUUUAAGGAGGUCAUUUUUCGAUUUUUCCAAGAGUUUUCUCAGCAAAUGUGGAAAACCGGGAAAAAACAUGGGAAAAAUCGGAAAAGUUAGUAUGAUAUUAAACAAAUAUUAUUAAAGAAAAUAUAUAAUCCCUAUUUAAUAUAUCAUAUUGUUAUAUUAUAUAUUAUAAUAUAACAUGCAUAUUGUUGACAAAGCAUCACUAUCAACUGAACUCCAUUUAGAAUCGUUUUUUCGUUAGCAAUGGUUUAUCGUAGCUUACAGAUACAAAUUAAAUUCCCCUCUAUCCUACCUUCCCAACUUCUCGCCUACAAUAGUAGCCCACCCAUCGUACCAAGUAUGUCCGUCUUUUUUGAUAUAUUUUUCCCGAGAAAUGCUUUUCCUAUUAAAUACUAAUAAAUGCUCUAAAUUCUUCAUAUCUUGUAACUUAGACGAUGUAUAUUUUUGACUUAUGGUAUUUAAAUGGAAAAAAAAUUACGUGAGUAAGCUUAGUGAAUCAUCUUAUUAUAUAUAUUGUUGUCUGCUCCGAUAUUUGGAAUUAAUCUCUUAAUUUUAAGUACUAAUAACCUAAUUAAGGAAUGGAAAUAUUUAAAAAUUUAUUUAUAAAAUCUAAGUUUUUUUUAUAAAAUAUAUAAAAGGUCCUUUUGCUAAAAAAUGCCUAAAUUUAAAUCGCAUUCGAGAAAGUGUGUAAUAAGGAAUAAUUUAGCAGUGAAACUAGUAACAAUAAAGACUAUUUAUGUUAUAAUUAAAGACCGGAUUUGUAAGUAGUACUUAUAAUAUUGUUAAAUAUGGUUAAUUGGUUAAAUAAUAAGUAUGCAUGACAACAAGCACUAAAAAAAGUCAAAAUAUGUAAAACAAGUUACGAAAUAUGCAGAAUACAAUUAAAAUGCUUAAUAUAUUUUGUAAUUUUGAAGUGUUAAUUAUUAAUUACCAUAAUUUGUAAAAACAAAAAGUAAAAUAUACAAUAUGGCAUAAAUAUGUAGUACAAAAAUGUAUUGUACAACUUAAUUUUUGUUAGUAUGAGCAUUUUAAAUUAUAUUUAGUUAGGUAACUAAAAUUUGUUAACCAAAAAGUACAAUAAACUAAGAAUACAUUUUGUGUUUAUUUUUUAAUACAUUCAAAAACCAAGUAAAUAAUAUUUUAGUAAUCCAAUUUAGUAUAUUGUUAAUAAGAAAAAUUACGAAAAAAUGUAGUCUAUUAAUUGGAAAAAUAAAUUACUAAAGUGUUACGGACUUUGUCCUUUACGUGUUUAAGUUUGUUAAUUAUAAACUAAUAAUUCCACAUACGUUCCAUGUUCACCUUUUUGGUGAGUAUUUUUAUACUAACUCGUCUCUGUUUAUAGUAACCAAGUAUGAAAAACAUACAGAACAUACACUAACGUUGGAAUAUGCAAAAAUUGAAAUGUAAAAUUUUGUUAUUUAAUCCACCAAGUAACGAUUUAUAGACUCUAACUGACUGCAGUAUAUAAUGUAGCAAUUAUUAAUACGCAUUUUAUGCAAAAUCCGGUCUUUAGUGUUAUAAUAAUGACAAGGUCUUAAUACCCCUUAAAAGGAGACCAAUUUCCUCGUGGAUUACUGUGACAUUUAUCUGCUGUGGUACGAUUGUUUCUAAACUAAAACCAAAGUCCGUCGUAAUUAUGUUCCCUAAUCCCAGCACUUAUUAAAAGUUAUAAUAUUAUUUUUAUAUUAUUAUUGCCGUACAUACUAGAACUGAAAAAUAUUGAAAUACCUAAAGUGUUUAGUGUAAAUAUAUUUAAUAUAUAUAUAUAUAUUUUUUUUUAAUUUAUAGGAAAGUGUUGACACGCCUAUGGCCGAACGCCGUAAAAAUUGGUUUCAAAGACAAAUGCAUCGGAUGGGAUCGAUGAGGUCAUCGUCGACCACUUAUUCGUCCGGUGGACUGUUCAACCGAACUAGGCAUAAUUCAGUAUACUCGAGUCCGGAAAACGGCUUACCUGUUACAACAGGAAUUAACGGUCACGUUAAUGCUAUCAACGGAAGUACACCUCAUUUGCAAAAGAUAACUUUGUACGAGCGACUUUGGGGUAGGAAAUCGAUGAAAAGUCGACGAGGUGGCUCCCAAGGUAUGUGCUAUACUAAAAGUAAACUGCAUAUAAUUAUUAUUUUGGCAUAGUGGGGAGACUGAAGCUUACCCCCUAAAUAUUUUAUUUUAUAGUUUGGAAGCGUAUGUAUAAGAAAAAAGUCUACAUAUUUCGCACUAUGAAUGUGCCACUCUUGUAUAGAGUAAUUUAAUUUAUAUCUGUAUGACUGUACCUAUCCACAACGAUAAAUUACCGUUAUCAAUUUUUUUAAUUUGUUUUUUAGACUCGGAGUGAAGCGAAAAGCUUAUAGUUUUACAAAGAUAUAUAUUUAUUUUUUUUUUAUCUGUGCGCAAGUUUUCUCAUCAAAUUUGAAAAACCGAAAAAAAAAGGAAACUAUAAGGAAUGUAUUAUAGUUAAAAUAUAUUACGGCCUUAUUUUUUACUGUGUACAACUUUUCUAUCAGCACUUUUGCUCCAACUUUUAAUGAUAGCAAUGUUUCUAAAAGAAAAUAUUCCCAAUAGUUUUACCAGCAAAUGUGAAAAACCGGGAUAAACUUAGGAAAACUGGGAAAAUCGGUACAAUUUUAAACAAAUAUUAUUAAAGAAAAUAAAAGAAGCCUAUUUAAUUAUUUUAUUAUAAAAUGUAUAUUGUAACAUGUAUAUUGUCAACAAAGCAUCACUUUCAACUGAACUCCGAUAAUACAGUGUAGGUUUUUUCGUAAGCAAUGGUUUAUUGUUGCUUACAUGUAUACAUUAAAUUACCUAGAACAGUUACUGCACCCAUCUCUAUUAUUCUAGAACGUCUUUUUGAUUACAAAGUUGUAGUUCACAUAGAAACUGUCACACUCAUCUUGAUUGAUGAAUGAUUUUUUUAUAUUUUAAUUUUUAUACCGAAAAAUGCGUGUUUUGCCUUAACUUUAUUUCUUUCAAUUUUAACUGUUAACAAUAUAUAAAUCUUUUAAUAUAUAUAUAAAAAAAAAUCAUUGGGUUUAGGUGAAUAAUCUUUAUAAAAUUUGUCUGAAAUUCGACCAGAUUAAGUACCUCCGCCGGGUUUUGCGAGGCCCUAGACAAAAUAUUCUGGAGGGUGCUGAAAACACAUAAUAUAAAUCAUUAGUGAAAACUGAAAAGAUACAUUUUACUCAUCUAGUCUCUUAGUAUUGAAUUGUUAUUUAAAAAUAUUUUUAGAUGAAUAAAUACAUAAAAUAAUACCAGUUUACUACCCACUCCUUUUUAAGUUAUUAAAUUUAACAUGUACAAUGAACAUUAUAGUUAAACGUCAUAUUUUGAUAAAAUAAAUUGCUACUUUUUUUUAUGUAUGUCUCUCUAUUUCCCUCUCUCUCUCAUAUAACUGUAGGUAUAAUGUGCGAUUGCCUUAAAAAAAUAAUAAUUUUAAUUAUUAAAUAAACAAUUAUUUUUAUGUAUGACUUUGUUCGUUAAGUUUAUACAAAAUUCAACUGCGAAACGUUAAUAAUAUAUAUCUAUCGAUCAUUGAUCGUAUUUUAUCGAACCGUUAUAAAAACGAGUCUUUUCGUGUACGAGCCUAAUUUUAGAUUACGUAUGAAACAAGGAAUGCAUUAGUUUUAAUAUAAUAAUAUUAUGUCUAAAAUAACUUUUUAACCGGAAAUCUUGCUCUGAUCAUCAACUUCAAGGAUGGUUUCUAGUAACGAAUUCCGUUUAGUUUGUGCAUUUUAAAUGGAAUUUUUCGAUUUUCUUUGUAGUCUUCCUAAUAACUUGGAAAACUUGGCAAACUCUUAAGAAAAACCGUACGCCAUGAAAAUGUUUGUUAAAUUUCGAUGUGUUUGUAAUUUUGUAUAAAGAGAAUUUGAAAGUUUCACAUCCGUAUGUUAUAAUAGGUCUAAGGUAGCUGAUUUAUAAAGUUAUUUUCGAUUCUUUCGAUAGUAAAUUUGAUCUAAAUAGUUUUCAUAUACUAUAAUAGUUUAAUAUAAUAAUUUGCGUUGAUUAUUCUUUCUUGUAUUUCCUCGUAAACGUUAUUUAUAUUUAACCCUAUAUAAUUGUAUGAUGUUAUUUUUUCAAAUGAGUAUUAGUCUAAAUUUAGACCUGAGUUGUUCCUAUCAUUUCUGGAUAUACACAUAUAUUUUAUUUUUUCUUGAUUAACUUCUAAUCCCAUUAUCUCACUUGCUUCCAAACAUUUCAUUGUAGUUUGUGUUACUUCGUUUCUGGAGUAUUCUAGUACUACUACAUCGUCUGCAUAACCUAAAAUUACUUUUUUCCACCAAACUCCAUUGUCCGGGAUUUAUUAGUUGUUCUUACUACUCAUUCUAGUGUGACAUUAAAAAGAGUUAGUGACAAUGCGUCGCUUUGUCGAAAUCCCGAAUUGACUUAAAAUAUUUCUGAUAGUUCCUGUUGAUAUUUUACUUUGAAGAUUGUUUUUUAAUUACGCUACUUUAUUAAAUAUAAGUAUUUUUUGGGAAUACCCAUAUAUUUAAUAACUUUUUAUAAUUAUCGUCUAUUUAUGGAAUCAUAGGCUUCUUUGAAAUCGAUGAAUACCAAGUGGAGUUCCUUAUUAUACUCAAUGUUUUUCGCUAGUUGUCUAAUGGUAUGUAUAUGGUCUAUAGUUGAUUUUUUUCUGGUGAAUUUUCCUGGGUAUUCUCCUAUGAUGUCUUUAAACAUAUUAGGUAUUAGGAGUAAAUACUAUUCAGUUCAAUUUUUUCGAUAGAUAAUUUAUAAAUGCAUAAAUAUAAAUGUGUUAAAAAUCGCAAACAAAUAAAACACUUAAACACACUAAAUAGACAAAAUUGUCUACUAGAAAUCAGCUCAUAUCAAGAGUCAAGACUAUAUUAUCACACUGAUAAUUAUUUAAUUGUUAACAAUUUGAAAGUUCACGAGAUGUACCCACAACUUCUGGAAAAAGGUGGGUUUACACGUUCUGUUAAACCUAACCAAUUUGAUGUAUUUUGUUCAGUUCUAAUUUGUUCCUAUCGUACAAAUUUCUUCAAAGAGUGUCGCAAUUGUUUAAGUGCGGAAUAUAUCUGUUGCUGUUAUUAUGCAUGAGACAGAGUAAACAAAUUACCUACGUGUAGAGGCCCUUUAAUAUAUAAUCAAUAAGCGGUAUUUAAAAAUCACGUGUUUUAUUUGUAUAGGAGGUAGAUAGGUACCAAUAAUAAACAAAAUAAAGCGGAAAACCUGAUUCUAAUAAAUUGUUUUGUAUAAUGCUACAUUAUUUUAAUUUUUUUUUUAUUAUUCUCAAGUUCAUCGUGAUUAAAACUCGUUUGUUAAUAUUUUUAUCAUAAUUAUACCUAAUAAUAUAUCCGCAACGAAAUCGUCAAAACACGAGUUAAUUUUUAAACAGAUAAAUAAUAUUAUAUGCGCCAUAAUGCUUGUAUAUUAUUAACACGAUAUUCUCAUCAAGUGAAAAAAUCAUAUCAAUAUUAUAAUAUUACAUUUACGUAGGUAACUAUUGCUGCAGAUAGUUUGAAAAUAUUACAAACUUUCUUGUUAUACAUAUAUUAAUACAUAAUACCUAACAUUAUAUUGGUGCAUAUGUAUAUAUAUAAUAUACAUAUUAUUUAUAUACUAAAAAUUCGCUUGAGAUCUUUUUUAUAAAUAUAUAGUUAUGGUUAAGUACCUGUCUCAUAUAGUUACUAGUUUUAGCACAUGAAAUCAUCGCCAUAAUAGUAGUAUAUAGGUAGGUAGGUAGGUAGGUACUAAAACUGAACAACGGGUUUUCACUUUUUUACACUGCUGUUGUAUACCGCAGAUAAAUACGUGCCAGCUUAUUAUAAUAUUAGGCGGAUAAUAAUAUUAUAAUAUAUUGGACAUAAAAAUUCGCAAAAAAAAAUAUGUUAUUACAUACACUCUUGCUUAACAUGAUUUAUUAUGAACAUUUCGCAUAAAAAAAAAAAAAAAACGAACAAUUGUUAAUGUAUUUGUCUGUUCAUUUUCAGUUAUAUACUUGUAUAGAAUAUGGAAGAUUCAGUAUAAGUACAACAAAAUAUAUAUAAUGUAAAUAAUGUAAAUUUUACACAUGUAAUAAGUAAUAAUACUUUUUUAUUUUAUUUAAUAUUUUUAAAUUUCUCUUCUUUUUUUUCAAUUAAUCAUUACGAUUUUUUUCUUGAGGGAAUUGGUACAAAAUUGACCUGAAAAUAGUUAACAAGUUAACAUGGAAAAAGCUAAUUUUGUUAUUAAUGAACACAAUUGAGACAAUUUUUUUGGAUCUUAGAUUAUUUUUAGUUUGGGAUUUAUAAAAAUAAGGAUGAUCCAAAUAAUAUUUAACUUUAUUUUUUCUGGAAAUGCCAAUAAUUAUACUUAUUUUAAGUUCGGAAUUCCACACAUAGUGAAUUCCAUAGUGAAAAAAAAUUAUAAUUAUGCGAUGAUAAUACCUAUUAGGUAUUCAAAAUAGAUAGAGAAUUUAUUUAAUAUCGUGUCAAUAUUAAAAUCAAUCACCUAAUGUAGUGUAAUUCAAAAUUGCCUUAUUAUGUAAAAUGAAAAAAAAUAAGUUAAGUUUAUCAAAAAUCAAAGACCAAACGUUAGGUUAGGUUUCAACUUAGUAAUGUAGCAGGACGCUCGAUUUUAUUUCUCAGUAUCGCUUAGUAAAAUCAAUGAAAAUUCCUUAAAAUAUCCUCUGAAGCAUUAAAUAAAGUAUAUAACAAAGUAACUGUAUAAUCUCAGAGCCACUAUUUAUUUACCUAAAUACAAUACUUAUCUAUGAAUCGGAUAUUUUAGUUUUGCCCGAAAGAUACUUGUUUUUAAAAAUAAUAUAAUAAAAUUACACGACGUACAUACCGCAGAUUAAUUUAUAUAUUCCCAAUUCCCGUUAUAUCAUAAGCCUGUCUGGCGUUCCACAUUUUAAAUCAGUUUAUCGUACCAUAAGGAUAUACUGUAUAUCCUUAUAUUGUAUAUCAUAUACAAUAUAUAUAUUAUAGUUAUAAUAUAAUAUAUCGUACGAUUUACUUUUAGGUUCAAACAAGAUUAAUGCGAUGAAUGCGAGAGGAAGGCCUAGAAUUCCGACCCCGGAUGUGCAAAAGGACGGUGUCAUCGAUAAGGACAACAAACAGAAUGUAUCUGUCAACGGUUCUAUUCAGCCAGGAACGUAUCCGUCAGAUAUACCAGUCGUACAGGUAAUAAUGUUUUAAUUUUCUUAAUACAAUUUAAAAAAAAAUUGUACAGGUGCAGUCUGUACAGUUAUUAAACAAUCUACAUAGAUACCUUAACACUUGAUGCAGUUAAUAAAUUGUAUUCUUAUAUUAUCUAUAAUGACCUCUGAAUUACCUAAAAAAAAUAAAUAAAUAGGUAAAAAUAAAAGAACACUUUUACGUUAUCAAAAUAUUGGGUUUACUGAACACAUUGUUCAGGCUUCGGUUUAUUUUUAAAGCUAAAACUUUAGUGAAAAACAGUUUAUUAUUAUAUUGAUAGGCUUUAAUGGAUAUUGACCUUAUCAUUCGUACACGAUUCGGGCGUCGUUUAUAAAUUGUAGUCAUGUUCAUGUGCACCAGUUACAUUUAAUACUUAAGUAGAGAUUCAUAACAUUUUUUUUUGUCAUGCCAACAGUCAACACUAUUUGUUAACUUAUAUAAUUAUAAGUAGGUAAUUAAACUAAAUCGUGGUUUAACUAGGGCUUAACUUUUUUAGUAUUCCUAAAAUAUAUUAUCAAUAUUUCAAAUACUAAUCACAGUUUACAAUUUUUACAAACGAAAAUAAUUUUAGUAAGAAUAAAUAUGUUUUCAUAUUUUCAUAUUUUCAUCAUCAAAAUUUGAUUUUAAAACUCUUAUAAAACAAAAAUACUACAUUAUUUAUUUAUUUUUUUUACCACUAAAUACGACUUAUUAUGAACCUCUUAUCAAAUUUUCAAGCAUGUUUGUAAAUUCGAACAAUUUAUCUACAGAGUACCUACCAAAUAAAAAUUAUGUAAAAACUCGCAAAAUUAAAAUGUCUAUAAAUAGCUCAAAUAUUCCGAAAGUUUUAUUACAUCUAAAAAAGCAUAUAUCAGUUUUAUGUCAAAAUUUCAUGUCUCAAUGAAUAUUUUAAACUGAAUUACAUUACAAAAUCAAAAUUUAAAAUAAUAAAAGAAUUAUUUUCCCGUUCUUUCUACAUAUUUUUCAGUUUUUCCCCACUAUCAAAACAAUAAAAAAUAAAAUCAAAAAACUAUUUUCUUGGUCACCUACUAGAUUAAAAAUUCAACAAAAAAAUUUCUUUUUGUCGUUUAUCAACUGGAGCAAAAUUUAGGGUAUAAAACGUAAGUCGUAAAAAUUUAAAAUAAUGAAAUCGUUGUGCAUUAAUUUGGAAAAAAUUGUAUUUUCGUCUUUUUGGUUUUUUCCAAUUAUUAUGAAAAAUACUUUACACAUAAAAAACGACUUUCUUUGUCGAUGGCUAUGUGUUAAAAGAAACAAAAUCGAUCUUAUGUCAUUUUUAGAGUUAUAUUUCUGAUAAAACAUAUUAAAAUAAACCGGGACGCUACGUAGUCGUAAAUAUUAAUAAAAAAUAUUAAUUAAUUAAAUAUUAAUCAAUUUUAAUUUUUUUUAUUUUUCCUAAUUAUUAGGAAAACUAGUUUGGAUAUGGAAAAACGACUUACUAUGUCAGUGGCGAAAUAUUAUAAUGAACAAAAUUGAUCCCUUGUAAUUUUUUAAUUGGAGCAAUGUUUCUGGUAGUGUUAUCAUAAUAAAAACAAUGAAAACUGUAACACCGCAGCGCGUCGUAAAUAUUUUCCGUUUUACUAAUAAUUUUCUUUUAGUUUUUCGUAAUUAUUUUAGAAACACCUUGGAAAAUCAUAAAAUUGGGGAGACCCAAUACUAGUAUAUUAGUAUUAGUAUUAGUAUUAGUGUGUUAGGACGAGAGAAAAUUCAGAAAAUUUCAGAAAAGACACUACAGUCCAUACUUCGGAACAAGCUUUCUGGUAGAAAAAUUGUUCACAAACAAAAAAAAAUACACCCACAUCAUAGUAAAACCAAUAGAUUCCUCGUCACGCUUCUAAUCUAAAAUCGGUAAUAGUUUUAAGCUUUAACAUCUAUUUCCCUCGUGAAAAAUUCCUUUUUUUUUUUUUAUAUUCAUGAAUUACAAAUUUAAGUUUCAGUAGUUAUCAUAAGAUGACACCACCUUUACGUAGUAACGUUUUCAAGAGGAAGAUGUUAUGGGUUAUAUUCCCCCCAUUAACCUAAAACUUCCCAUAGUCAAUUAGUGUAGAGAAGAAUAUAUUAUGAUUUAUUUAUGAUUAUUAUUCGCUACAUCUUCUCUUAUUGAAAAUUCCUGAGCACUGCCUGUAGACCUUGUACAAUUUUAAUCAUUUCUACAUAAUUAUACGAUAUUCAAAAUAUUGUGGCAUUUAAAAAUACAUUUUUUUUUCAAGUGUGUAAUGUAAUGACAUACAAUAGUAUAUAUAUCGUACAUCAAAUGUGCGUGAUUACUGAACUAUGGUUAAAAAUUUGAAAAUCAACUAUACCCAUAUUAUAUGUAUUCAUAUUUUUAAUAAAUUAUAUGAUAUUUAUAAUUUUGCUAAAUCAUCGAGCACAUUAUUAAUAUCAUCGUAAUGUGUAUAGUAAAAAUAAUGUUGCUUAAUUUUAAAUUCAUAAUAAUUAAAUACUCAUCUAUACUUUAAACAGCAGAAUUCUGAAGGUCGAAUAUAUUUUUUAAAAAAAUUCAAAUAACUAAAUAAGUACCUCUAUACUAUUGAAAUAAUAUUUAAUUUUAUAGAGAAAAACAGCAUAUACAAUUAAAAAAUAACUCUGUAUUUAUGAAUAAUUUUUAAUUAAUUUUUAUUGUUUUCAUAAUAUUUGGGAAAAACCAGGAUAAAAUUUAAGAAAAACGGGAAUUUUAUGAAAAUAAUUCUUUUAUUGUUUUUCUAAUUUGUUAUUUGUUGUAAUUCUGUUAAAAAUAUUUCAAAAGACUUGAAAUUUGGACAGAAAACUUAUACUUGCGUUUCUUUGACAUGGUAAAAUUUAAAAAAAAUUUAAGCUAUUUUUGAGCUAUUUAUAGAUAUUUAAAUUUUGCAAACUUUGUACGUAAUUAUUAUUUGAUAAGUAUUGUGUGGUAAAAUUGUUAGACUUGAACAGAAAUAUUUAAAAAUUUAACAGGAAGUUCAUUAAAGUCUUAAUUUGUAGUUUAAAAAAAAAAAAUUUAAUUUAAUUUUUCAAUUUUUUUUUUUAACUUAACAUAUAUAUAUUGCUGAUUUAAGAAUGAUGGUGGAGUCAGAAUUAAGUGGACUGACUAAGUUUUGAAAUUAUUGUUUUUUGAAGUUCUGAUAUUAUGCGAAUAUGUAUAUUAAAUAACUUUAUACUGACCCUUUUAAAGCAUUUUUUUCAUAAUCUAAUGGUUAAUCAAGCCUAAUACCAUCCCGAGUGUUCCGAGUUCAAACCAGUGUGUCAAAAAAAUUGUUUGUAUUUUUUUUCUCUUUUACCUAAAAAAGAAAAAACAAAUGCAUUUUGGGAGUACCUCGACCCAAGCUAUCGCUUGCUCGGACUAUUUUAAUCGCAAAAUACCUCUGAUGUGCAAACUUUUCUACCAGAAAUCUUGCUCCGAUGUAUUAAGUGUAGCUUAUUUUCUGAAAGGAAAUUUUAUCUCCGUGGUAAUUUAGGGAGGUCAUUUUUUUAAUUUUUCAAGUGGUUUUCAUAAUAUCUGGGAAAAACCGAGAUAAAAUGUCGGAAAAACAGAAAAAAACGAAAUGUAGGUAUUCGUAAAACAACCUUUUUUUUUCUGUGUACAAUUUUUUUACCAACAAUUUCCCUCCAAUUUAAAAUGAUAGUACUUUUUCUAAUAGGAAAUCUAACAAAGAAGGUACUUUAAGUAGGUUAUUUUUUGAUUUUUCCAGAAGUUUUCCCAGCAAAUGUGAUAAACCGAGAAAAACGGGAAAAUCGAUACAAUAUUAAACAGAUAUUAUAAAAGAAAAUUUAUAAUGUCUAUUUAAUUAUUUUACCAUAAUAUAACACAAUAUAUUUGUAUAUAUAUAUAUUGUUGACAAAACACCACUAUCAACUAAACUGCAAUCAGAAUCCUUUUUUCGUUAGCAAUGGUUUAUCGUUGCUUAUAGAUAUACAUUAAAUUACCUAAAACAGUGGCUGCACCAGUUUUCAUUAUCCUAGGACGUCUUUAUUAAAUUAUAUUAUACUAUAUAAUAUAAUAUAUAUAAAUUAAUUCAGAAAAAUAAGAUCCGUUAAGAAAAUAUUAGGAAAAAAACCCCAUUGUAAAUUAAUACGUAUUGAUACAUGAAUCUGAAGACGAACUGAAAAAUAUUAGUGUACUUAUAUAUAAUUUUUUUAUUGUUGAAUUAAUUUUUUUCAACGACAAAGGUUAAUGCUAAAUGAAGAUUUUACAUUUUUUCUUUUUAUGGUAAAAUUUUUAAAUUAGCUUAUGUACUUAUUUCUAAAAAAAUGUUCAAUAUAUGUAUUAAUUUUUAACAGGAUUUUUUUUAGUUUCGGGGCUUUUUUCCUAAUACCUGCAUUAAACAGUAGUGGUUACUAGUAUCAACUCUUUUUUAUUUUACCUACUUAAUAAUUAUUAUUUUCAAUAUUGUGCCUGUGACUAUAUCAAAACUAAUAACGUUUUGGGAUAAAUGAUUGAUAACAACUUAGUGUCGUAAUUAACUGUAUUUAUAAUGAGCCGGUGUUACGAUUUGGGAGGCCCUGCAUUAAUUUAUUAUUACGUUUCCUUUUUUUUCCAACUUAAUCUUUAAAACUCCUCCCACCUAAUACUUUUAUUAAUACCCUGCACGUCUUGGCCACGGCCAGAAAACUGUUUGAUAAGACACUGUGCGUGUACGUGUUUUUCCCAAAAACAUCGUUACGUAUCUAAAAAUAUUAGUUUUCCAAUUUUACGUUUAUUACAAUUAUGCUUUUCUUUUUUAUGGGUCUACAAGUGCGAGGCCUCUGAAAGCACGAGGCCCUGGACGUAAAUCCCAUUGCUAUACCCUAACGUCGACCCUGCCGUGACUCAUCAAAAGCAGUGAUCCAGUCAAUAUAGUGUGAAAUUAGUAUUAUUACUUUUUAAAUUUAUUCUCGUUCAUAAUAAUAAUACAGUGUAGGUAGGUAACAUUUCAUCGCAGAUGAUGAACAUUUAUUUUAUUCGAUGUAUGAUUAUGUGUAUUUACCUAAAAUUUAUUUUUAAAUGUUUUUUAUUUUAUAAGUAAUGUAGCUGACAUUAAAUAGGUGUCUUUGCUACUUCUGCUUUAACAAUGAUGAAAUAAUUUUUGAAUAAUAUAUUUUUAUUAGAGAGAAUAGAUUAUUAUAUCUGUUCAGUGGUUAAAUUAGGAAAACUUCUAGGGAGGACAAUAUUUACCAAACAUUGGAGGACAUCUCCGAGAACUAACUAAACCCAACGAAUAUCUUAUUUCAUAAUAACACUCUUUUGAAAUUCUUGACUACGCCCCUGGUCUGAUUAUGCAUAAUCCAAUGAAUUAUAAAAGUUUGGAUAUAAAACAUUAAACAACAUUAAAAAAUCACGUGAAAUCCCGAAAAACGGUUCAUAAAGCAAUUUGAAAAAAAAAAUAAUAAAAAUAAAAAUUUCCAAACUAAGUUAAUUGUCACAUAAUUUGAACUUUGUAUUGAUUGUCUUAUACAGUACCUCUAGGUAAACUAAAAAACAUGAAUUUGCUACAAACUCACUAAAACUUACAAAUUCAUUAAAAUUCAAUAUGCAUUGUUUUGUUGUGCAGGUGGUACUGUCACCGAUCCAAGAGAUGGACCCCAACCUGUCGGGUACGUUACACAUUAACCAGCGCCGGGGCGUUGGCGGGGGGAGCGCGGUAGCCCAUCACGGCGUGUUGAACUCAGCGGCGUUUUCCGCAACCACGCUAAAUGGCACUACGGUGUAUACCACGCGACCCAUGUCGCUGUCCGUCAGCCCAAUCGCUUUGUCUACGGUAUCCAUGAGCCAACCGUUAUUGUCGUCGAUGGGCAUUUGCACGGCGACAACGACGACGACGACUACGAUAACGGACGGAAAUGCGUCACCGCUGCCGCUGGUGCUUACCGACAUCACAACGACGGCGGUCGGCGGCGGGUUAGACAAAGACGACAGCGCGUGCGGCGGCAGUUCCAGCGGUAGUGUGUCCAGCACGGACGACCGAAAAACGCCGGCGUCCAACAGGCGCAAAAGGGGCGAGGUGUACGUUUAA
Molecule: messenger RNA, 68283 nt
Organism: Cinara cedri
Lineage: Eukaryota; Metazoa; Arthropoda; Insecta; Hemiptera; Aphididae
Source: the annotation of a GenBank genome assembly